AAGAAAGAGAAGAAGAAGGAGAAGAAGCGAGAGAAGGAGGCUCACAUUUCUGACGGAGAUGAGCAAGCACUGAGCAGAGAAGAUGGGUAAGGAGGGCAAUGUCACUUGUAGCUUUAUAUAGUGUUUCCUUACUUAGUCUUGCUUGUUGAAAAUUGUUGUUAUUAUUGACAAUUUUGCUGAGAUGAAGAACAUCCCCUCAUCCACCUGCUAGUGUAUUAAGUAUUAACAUGCAUGGUAAAGCAAAUAUAUUUCUGUUAGUAGGUUUGCAAUGGAGCACUUCUGAAUGUAUUUCUCCUGCUCCUCCAGUGAGAACUCCAGACUGGCAGCGGAGGUGUACAAAGACAUGCCGGAGAACAGCUUCACCAGGACCAUCUCCAACCCUGAGGUGGUGAUGAAGAGGAGGAGGCAGCAGAAACUGGAGAAGAGGAUGCAGGAGUUCCGCAGCAGCGAUGGCAGGCCAGACUCGGGUACACUCACCCUGGGACAGUCUGUCAAUUAAAAAUUUAAAUAUGUUAUUAAACUUUUAUUUGAAUGGACUAUAGCAGUGUGAGGACACGAGUGUGAGAGCCGAGCGUGUGUGUUUGUGUGUCUGUGUCAGAGCGAAGGCCAUUGUCUCUGGUUCUUGUCUAUGGCCAGUAGAGAACACCCUGUCACCAUACUGUAAGUACAUAAGGCCUGGACCAGUCAGAGCAGAGGGCUAAACCGCUUUAGCCAAUGUCCUCCGUGAACACCACACACUGUCUGGCACUGCCAGGCCUCACAUCCUGUUCCCUGUGGCUUACAGCCCUCUGCCAACCAUGGGAGGAACAGCAAGCUGCAACACAAAAAUGGAAGCAGGAGGGUUUUUUCAUCUUCCAUAGUUAGUGACGUAUAAAAAAUAAAUAAAUGGUCCUCUGACCUCUGCAUCCCAAAGCUUUUUUGGUCAAGUGGUUAAGGUGGCAUAACUUUUUUUUAAAGGCGUUCAUCUCGUAGUGUUUAGAAGAACUAAAAACAUUGUUUUGAAUCUAGGGUAAUCUAAUCCUAGAUCUGUGGUUAGGGGCAACUGUCUACCUCCAGACACUUCUUUGCCCGGACCUUCUCCUUUUGAGUGAUGUCCAGACCUCAGAGGUUAUGUAAUCUGGAGGCCUGGACCAUAAGCCCUCUGGUCUGGUCAGCCUAUGCCUGUUCACUCCCAGCUAAAUUCCCCUCUCUCUGGCACGGAUAGAGACCUUUAUCCAAGUUCCUCCUCAUAUUUCCUCUCUAUCUAGUCCCAGUCCAGAGGAUAAAUAUCUCAAUCAGAUUAUCCUAAUCCAAAGAAUAUGCUCACAUGUGUCUGCAGGCCUGCUGUUUGUCUAACUCCAACUCCUGUUUCUGUCUCUUAGGGGGGACGUUGAGGAUCUAUGCAGACAGUCUGAAACCCAACAUCCCCUAUAAGACCAUCCUGCUGUCCACGACAGACAUGGCAGACUUUGCUGUGGUGGAGGCUCUGGAGAAGUACGGCUUGGAGAAGGAGAUCCCCCGGGAGUACUGCAUCGCCAGGGUAAGAGUCAACACACCACUCCAUUCAAACACAACUAGAUGUUACUCUACCCCAUUCGAAGCCAACCUUGGUCCUGGAGAGUUACAGGGUGUUCGGGCUUUUAUUCCAACCCAGCACCAACCCACCUGAUUCAGCUCGUCACACCCUAGAUGAGCAGUUUAUUAGUUAAAUCAUGGGUGUUACUGUUGGGACAAAAUCCUUGCACACCCUGUAGCUCUCCAGGACCAGGGUUGGUGAGCACUCCUCCAUAUUAGCCUCACGUACCAAGCUUCUAGAUCCCUCAAACUCAACUCUGGACCUCGAAGCCAGUUCCACUGCAUUCUUUCAUUUUCCCCCUCUAAUCAGGGACGGAUUUAGACCUGGGACAUCAGGUGUGUGCAAUUAAUUAUUAGGUAGAACAGAAAACUAGCAGGCUCCGGACCUCGUAGAGUAAGAGUUGAGUACUCCUGUUCUAGAUAUUACUGUACACCAGUGGUAUUCAAAGUCGGGUUCGUGACCCCUAGUGGGGUCGGGGGGUUAACUGCAGUGGGGUUAUGUAAAUUAUAUUUUUCUGUAUUUCAUUUUCAAUAUUUGCAAACAUAUCUAAAAAUAUGUUUUCACUUUGUCAUUAUGGGGUAUUGUUUGUAGAUGGGUGAGAAAAUAAAUCAAUUUAAUCAAUUUUGAAUUCAGGCUGUAACACAACAAAAUGUGGAAUAAGCCUAGGGGUAUGAAUACUUCCUGAAGGUACUGUACAUAUGCCACACAAGGGCAGCUUAGGUCAUCCUUGUGUAACACACACACACAUGUUGUCCUAUUUAGAAAAUGGAGGUGUGAGUAAUGAAUAAAUGUUUGCUGUAUUUCCCCUCCAUUUGUCUCCGGGGUGAACUAGAGGACAGGGUGGGUGUGGCCGGGCCACAUUUUAAGCUGAUUUAAUGUUUCCGUGGUAACUGGCCUUGGUCCUAGUUAAACCCUACAUAAAGUAUUUCAUCAGCCGGCUGCACACUCUCUCUGUGUGUGUGUGUGUGUGUGUGUCUCUCUCACUUACUCCCGCUCUCUUUUACUCCCUCUCUCCUUUCCUUCAUCCAUCUCUCUCGCCCUCCUUUCUCCGCAUCUCCCAUCUGGCUGGCCACACUCCUCCCAGUUGUCUGACAGAUUAAAGCAGGAAGGGGUCUGUUGGCAAGGCCUCUGUUUGAUAGUAAUUGAAUUGCAUUUCUCCAAAGUGCCAGGCCAGCAGAUGUGAUGCUGUGUGUGCGCGUGCAUGUUUGUGUGUGUGUCAGCACGUGGUGUGUGUGGGGUUGCCGGGUAGGGAUAGCAGAGCAGCAGCAGCAUGGCUGGCCUAAUAUCUCCUGUCAUCGUGUAACAAACAUCUCCACGCUACAGCGAAGACCUUUGCCGCCUCACAUCCCUGCUGCCUGACAGCCUCAGUCACAGCCAAUCACAUUAAAAGCCUUCAGUCCCCCCCCCCCCCUUCCCUCCAUUCCUCCAUCCGCCUCUCAUUUCUACAUCUGAGUCAUUAAAAAAUGAAACAUAAAAAUGCUGCGAUCCGACAUGGAAAGUGCAUUUGCCUCGCCAGCGUCUUGUGUUUGACAGGUUGGAUAGGUCAUUACUACAGCCAGAGUGAGUGGAGAGUAGGAGGGAUAGAGGGCAUGGACAGAAAUAGAGAGAGAGGUUAUGUCUGGUGCAUGAGGGAGACAUUCUUUGGGAAAGGGAGAGCAGCCAGCGAUUGACUAACAUGCUAAUAUGCAAUAAUCGUGUUAUAAAGGCAGGUUUGGAACACCUCCUAUAUGACCCCUAUAUACAUUAUAAUUGAGCAUUAUGAGGUAUUCUAUGAAUUAUUGUUUUGUCUGAUGUUGACUUGGAAUGUGCUGUGGAAUAUGUGAUUGUUUCAUGGGUGUGGUUGUGUUUUGUGGUUCUGCAGCACACAGAUGACAAGUCUGGGAAGGAGAUCAUCCUGGACGAUACGGAGUGUCCUCUUCAGAUCUUCAGAGACUGGCCCAACGACAGAGGUAGGACACCAUAGCACUAUGGGCCCCAAUCAUACCUUCAGAUCCCGCUUGUAACUCAAGUUUUCCUGCACCUCUUCCAUUGAUAGCAAUGCAUGAUUUACACACAGCCAAAAGCUAGUUUUAACUAACAGUGAAUCUACACUGAGCAAAAAUACAAACGCAUCAUGUAAAGUGUUGGUCCCAUGUUUCAUGAGCUGAAAUAAAAGAUCCCAGAAAUUUUCUUUCCGGUUUUGUGCACAAAUUUGUUUUACAUCCCUGUUAGUGAGCAUUUUGCCUUUGCCAAGAUAAUCCAUCCACCUAACAGGUGUGACAUAUCAAGAAGCUGAUUAAACGCCAUGAUUAUUACACAGUUGCACCUUGUGCUGGGGACAAUAAAAGGCCACUCUAAAAUGUGCAGUUUUGUCACACAACACAAUCCUACAGAUGUCUCAUGUUUUGAGGGAGCGUGCAAUUGGCAUUCUGACUGCAGGAAUGUCCACCAGAGCAUGUUCAGUAUAGUCAGUCCAUUGUUAGUAAGCAUUGUAUUGUUUUUAUCUGAAAUCCCCUGUCUAUAAUGCCCUCUCCUGUUAGCUCUGGUUCAUAACGCAGCUCCAUGUGUUUCAGGGGCCCUAGUGUUCCAGCUGAAGAAGAGACCUCCAGACUACGUGUCUAAGAAGGACAAGGGCCCCAGAGGGAAGGGCAUGGAUGGGCCCCUGCAUGGGUCUAUACCCCCAGAGAAACUGCCUUACCUGGUGGAGCUCAGCCCAGGUGCGUCACACACAGACCCACACGCACUGCAGAUCACAUGUAUAUACAGACACACACACUCUUGAACAAGAACAUACACACACAUUCCCAGCCGACGCAAAUGCUGGCCUGUACUGAACUGCAGUAUGUAAGUCAGAGUUAAUUCUACUCACAUAGCUAACAGAACAGUAUAAUCGCUGUGUGAUUGUGCACUGACAUUCACACACCAGUGGAGGCAAUAUGGACCAAACCUCCUGAUGCCCUGAGAACUCUCUAGUCUCUUCUAACAAGGUGAGUGAGUGGGCCCUAGAAGCAUCUCCUGCCCAGUCGACUGUACCUAGGCUUGGUCGAUAUCCAGAUUUUCAUGUCUCUCAUCCCGGGAUUUACUGUAUUAUUGGCAUGGCACACAAGGGGCGCUAAAAGCGCAAGAAAAGCCUGUUUGUGCCUCUAUUACCAGAAUGCUAACAAAAUUAGCACCAACUAACAACAAAAUCACAUAGAAGCUGUUAGCUAAAUGCUAACGAGCGCAAACGAACAUAAAAUAAUUGCAAGAGGGACAAAUCCAGCUCAUAAAGUUAUACAAGCGUAGCUACCGAAUCAUUUUCGGUGUGUGGACAUUUACAAGCAAAAGUGAACGAGACAAAUUGUGCAAAUGAACAAAGUUGUGAUGCAUGCUUUUCUAAAGGAAGAGCAGCAUAUAUACACGGAGCAGAGGGGAGAAGAACAGAGUAGAGGAAAAAACACUAGUAUGAAGCACAGGAAGAAAAUGGCAGCUGUACAGAUACCUUAUCCAGAGCUUACCUUAUCCAGAGCUUUUUGCAUAGAAGUGGAACUUCAUCACCUUGUGUGCCGCACAACAGAGACUCACCGAUAAAUGGAUCUCAUCAUUAGGGGCCGCAGUGUCUCGGGUCUGGGUACCCACAUCCAUCCCCCCACCUUGCAGGCAAAACAUUUUAGCCCCCCCCCGCGUAACAGCGAAGAUAACAUUUUAAGGUAAUUUCCUACAAUUCUACACAUUUUGCCAUAGGGUGGAGGCAAAUCUUUGCUGUUUUUAAUAUAACUAAUGAUCAGUGGGCCCCAUCCUGGUCGGUAAUUUAACCAUGCUUACUACAAGUUUAGAUAGCUGGUCGAUAGACUAACUUACCAAUCCCCCCCAAAAAAUAGCUGACAUGGGCUAAUUGACUGACUGCUGAUGCACAACCAAAUUUCGAAAUUGCACCAGUGUUGAGACCCCGACUGAGUCCCUCUCCCCCAACAAAAGGCGUGGGCCACCAGUUGCCCAUCCCUGGCCUAGGUGUUGUGUCCAGUACGAUGGUCAGUCCUCACUGAUGGGCUGACCCUAACAGCUGCUUGUUCCACUGACCCCCUGUCGUUCUCUCCUCUCUCCUCUCCUCUCCUCUCCUCUCCUCUUCUCUCCAACCUUACGACCUUGCAGUGCACUAACCCUGUCUCUCAGAACCAUUUUUAACCUCCUCAGGGAUUUCAUUAUUUCUUAAAACAUUUGAAGGUUUGCAUACAUUGACACAAAAGAGCGUGUCUCCCAGGCAUGGGUUCUCUGCUCUUUCUGCAGGAAAGGGAUUCAAGGCGUGUGGAGGGUUUAGGUGAAAGCUGUGUGUUAGUGUGGAUUCUGGAGUGUGUUUAUUAGGUAUUAUUACUGUGUGUGUGAGGCGAAGAAGGGUGCUGCAUUUUCUCCUUGGUGCAACAUUUACACGCCCUGCUGUCUUCUCUCUCCUGGCUUCCUGUGGUGUGUUCUGUCUGUCCCUACUACCUACUGCUGUGUCUUACUGCUGUGUCUUACUGCUGUGUCUUACUGCUGUGUCUUACUGCUGUGUCUUACUGCUGUGUCUUACUGCUGCUGCCUCCUCUGCAUGUCUGCUCACCUAGGGAGGGGGAAUCACUAUGGUUACUACGCCUUUCGGCACCACGAAGGUAAACCUACCUACCUACCACCCACGCCUCUCCUCCACUCCUCUCCACUCCACCACCAGACCCAUCUACUGCUGUGUUUCUCUGGAUAUAAGUUGACUUGUGGUAGAACUUGCCCUUACGUACAGAUCUAGGAUCAGAUUACCCUGAAGAUGAUUGAUUAUUCUAGUUUUGACCAUUACAGUGAUGGCAAAAGAUCUGACCCUGUAUCAGUGGUUAGGUGUUAGGGUCAACUCCUACCCACAGAAGUUGCGCUUUGGUACAGAUCUAGGAUCAGCUUCUCCACCCCAAAUGCUGACCAUAACAAUUCCGUGAAAUUAAACCUUGGAUCAUUGUCUGUGGGCAACUAAAUGCUACUGGCCUGAAUGCCUUUUUGUUCUGUGGCUCAGCCAAUCAGAGCAGGGCCUCACUAUCUAGGACGGGACCUUAAGUCAACUCCACUGCACUAAGCCACGUUUAGGGCCCCUGCCAGACAUUAUUGAGCUUAGCAAUAGCAAGUGCUUUUUGCAAAUGAGGAUUUUCGCAAAAAGCAUAGGAUUUUCAGAAGAGACAUGUUUUUCCCAGACUUGUUAACUAAUUUGCUGCUUUGCUUUUACUAAAAUAUGUUUCUACUAAUCAAAAUGAACAGAUGAUCUGGUCUACUUGUAGUUAUGACAACCUGGUUGUGUAUGUCUAUCUCCCCUCUAUUAUAUGUAUUUUGUGUGUGAAGUGUACGACUCUGUCAUGUGUUGGUCAAAAUCUCCCUCUGUGCUGUAAUGGUGUAGUGAGUGUGUCCGUGUGUGUAGGGAGUGUGUCCCUCCCUGUGUGUGUGUGUAGUGAGUGUGUCCGUGUGUGUAGGGAGUGUGUCCCUCCCUGUGUGUAGUGUGUGUGUGUGCGCGUGUCCCUCCCUGUGUGUAGUGUGUGUGUGUGCGCGUGUCCCUCCCUGUGUGUAGUGUGUGUGUCCCUCCCUUUGUGUGUAGUGAGUGUGUGUGUGUGUGUGUGUGUCCCUCUCAGUGUGUAGUGAGUGUGUGUGUGUCCCUCUCAGUGUGUAGUGAGUGUGUGUCCCACCCUGUGUGUAGUGAGUGUGUCCCUCCAUAUUGUGAGUAGUGACUAUCUCCUGGUCUCCACUAUAGACGGCUCAGACUCCAGGGACAAACCAAAGCUCUACCGCCUGCAGCACAGUGUCACUGAGGUGGGCUCAGACAUUACAGACGACGGCUCCAUCCAGGUAAGGACCUGCCUUUCUUCUGUGUUUGUGUGAAUGGUCACAUGCUACAUUGAUAUAGCCGUAAAUUACUAUCAUAGACUGGACUGCAAGUUAGCUGAGCUAAAGGUUUAGUAAAACUGAGUGUCUCCCCCUCUACUCCCUCCAGCUGUUUGGUCCAGGUAUUCUGCCCCACCACUGUAACCUGAUGCACACUGAGGGCCUGGUGACGGUGACGCCACACAGUCUGGAGGCUGAAACCUACGUGGAUGGCCAGCGUGUCACCGAGACCACCGUGCUGCGAAGCGGAGCCACACUGCAGUUCGGAGCCUCGCACGUCUUCAAGUUUGUGGACCCCAGCUACGACCACAGCAUGGGCAAGGGAGGGCCCGGACCAAUGAUGAGAGGCAGGCACAAGUCAGGGUAGGUGGGGGGAGGGAACUCAUAAACACACACUGUGGCCGCGGGAAGAUUUGGAUUUUAUUUAUUAGGAUCCCCAACAUAACGAAAAAUACAUUACAGACAAACUACUUUACAAUUUACAUACAUUUUAAAAACAUUAACAUGUAGUGUGUGUGUGUGUGUGUGUGUGUGUGCGCAUCUAUCAGUUACACAUAUAUGUCAGGACAUACACACAACAAGUAGGUCACAUGGGGAGAGGCGUUGUGCCCUGAGGUGUUGCUUUAUUUGUAAUUUUUUAACCAGGUUUGCUGUUCACUUGUGCUAUAUGAGAUGGAAGGGAGUACCAUGCACUCAUGGCUCUGUGUAAUACUGUACAUUUUCCUUGAAUUUGUUCUGGACCUGGGGACUUUGAAAAGACCCCUGGUGGUAAGUGUGUGUGUCAGUGCUGUGUGUAAGUUGACUAUGCAGAAAUGUUGGAAUUUCCAACACAUUGUUUCUUAUAAAAACAAGAAGUGACGCAGUCAGUCUUUCCUCAACUCUUAGCCAAGACAGACUGGCAUGCAUAGCAUUUAUAUUAGCCCUCUGAUUACAAUGAAGAGCAAGACAUGCCACUCUGUUCUAGGCCAGCUGCAGUUUAACUAGGUCUUUCUUUGCAGCACUUGACCAUAUAGACUGGACAAUAAUCACAAUAAAUAAAACUAGAGCCUGCAGCACUUGCUUUGUGGAAUGUGGUGUCAAAAAAGCAGAGCAUCUCUUUACUACGGACAGACAUCUCCCCAUCUCUACAAGCAAGAUGUUUUCGGUUGGGGGGGGGGCGUUAUUUUAUUUAUUUUUAGGGGGAGCUGCAGCACCCUCAGCCCCUUUACUUCCAUGGCUUUGACACACACUUGCGCUGGCCUACAAAUGUAAACACAUUUGGAAGGUUAGCUCGCCCAUCCCAUUGGUGAUGACAGGAAUGGCUUUGAAUGGGGACAGGAAGCAGUGGAGAACUGCUGAAACCAGUGUCAUCAGUCCCAGGAUGCAUCUCUCAGCUGCCUGACUGAACAGCACAAUGGUGGCUCUCAUCUGUGUUCUGAACACACCAUGACAGCACAGCUUCCUGUUUACACAUGCCUGCCAGCCACCAGAGAUGACAUCAUGUGCAUCCCUAUUGGAACCUUAUUCCCUAUAUAGUGCACUACUUUUGACUAGGGCCCUGGUCAAACUAAUGCACUAUAAAGGGUAUUGAGUGCCAUUUGAGACGCAGACGUCUUCUCCCUGUAAUAACCCAGCCAUGGCCUACCUGCUAGUCAUUUUGGUCUAGAACCCUGUGGCCUCAGUACACCUUAGUGCAAGAGAUUUCUUCUGAUAGUUGAAUCUUUAGUCAGAGCCUAUAUCCUGUCAGCUAUCCUAUCCACCUCUCUGGCGCAGGCUUUACGUCAGUGCUGCUGAAUUCCAUUUGCAGGAUUCGAACCUUCUCAAGGGUGUUAGUUUGUGUGUGUGUGUGUGUGAGAGAGACUCGUUCCCUGUGGGUGGGAUGUGACUCCAGUCCUGUAGUUGACCACAUCGCUGCCGUGAAAACAGAUGCCACAUGGGCGGGAGGGGGAGGUGCCAUCUGGGCGCUGCAGGUUUAGCUCUAAUUUAACUCUGGCUGCAGAUGGAAGGGGAGAGAGGGAGCAAAAAAGAGAGGGAGGUAAGGAGAGCGUGGGGGAAAAGAGCGAGGAGGUAGGGAGAGGGUAUCAGAGGGACAUAAAGGGAGGGGAGAGAGGGAGCGGAAGUGCCAGAAUUAAAAAAGAGAGAGUGCAAGAGGGUGAAGAGGUAGCAAGAGAGUUUGGUUAUGGCAGGCGAGGGACUGACAGGCUGGGGCUGUUGUAAGGACACUAAUCUGAUCAGUGUGGGCUGGCAGGCUGGCAGGCUGGCUGGCUGGCUGGCUGGCUGGCUGGGGUGUGGCCUGCAGUGCUGUGUCAUUGACGAGGCAGGGAGGACCAGUAACCUGGCACACACACACACUCACACACACAUACAAACACGCACUCAGAUCACUGCUGCAGCCUCCUCUGCUCACUACACACACUACUCCAACCAGAGGGAGAGAACAGCACGGCGGGUACAGGACGGGGACAGUUCCAGUGUGUCCUACACUGCCAGGUGAGACCGAGUAGGGUCUUUCUAUGGUUAGACAGUUGUAGGGCAGGGGAUCUAGGCUACUUCUCACAGAGGAGAAUGUGUAGCAUAUGUGGAUUAUGGCUGGAUAGGAGGUCUGUAGUAGAUGACUGGAUAAUGACCUUCUAGGCUCUCAUUGACAGUAGUUGUAUGAGGAUUCAUAAGAAGAUUACUAUAUUAGCAUGAUGUUGUCAGUCGUUAGGCUUCCAGAGUGCAUUUAGUGAGCGGAGACUGCCUGACUGACUGUGGACUGUGUUGUUGAUGUAGAUCCAGUAAUUAGAGGGUCAUUCACUCGGUGUAUAUCUGGGCUUUAGUCUAAUGACAGAAUCCCCAUGAUUUUAAUUUGACCAGGCACGUUGACUUAAUGUAUAACAUUUGGACUGAACGAUGGGCUGGUUAAUUUAUUAAUGUUUGUGGAUGUAGUGGAAAGCCUUAAUCCGCCGUUAAUGCUGUGGCCUGAUGUUAGAGAGGAUGACAUCUGGGUGGGAGAGGAGCGAGGGAACGAGGGAGUGGAAGAACGGAGAGGUGAAAAGAGCGAAUAGAUGAAAGGACUUCAGCUUUCGGGACAGUUCUGGUGGAUUUCUUGCUAGUUCUACAUGGGACUCGUAUGUUUGCAAUGGGACCUCAUGCUUGCAUCCAAUAAUUCCAUUGCUUUGAACAGCAAUGGAAAUCAAAUGACCCCAUAGUCUGAGUUUGAACUAUGUAUGGAACUUUGUUGUGAUUGAAAAAACUUUUGACUGAUUGAGUAGUUACGCUGAACCAGUCCCCUCUGGUCAAUAACACAGCUUUCAGUAAGAGAUGCUACAGUCACAUGUUACCCUCCGGGUAGACUGGAUGGCUAUACUGUAGAGAUCAGGAUGUGUGUCCCCUCUUGUCAUGGGGCAGCAUAUGAAGUACUAAGUCCUUUUCUUUAGAACAGACAGCUCUCAUACACAGCCACACUGUAUGACUCUGGGCCUGUCAUUGCAUGUCACCACUAAUGUGGUUAACUGGAUUCAAUUAAAAUGUAGCUAUGGGGUAUAUUUAGCUACACAUGUGUUCUAGUCACUCAUUUGCAGUGACGGCUUGCACCGUCGGCCCCCGUGUAGCUCAGUUGGUAGAGCAUGGCGCUUGCAACGCCAGGGUUGUGGGUUCGAAUCUCAGGGGGGCCAGUAUGAAAAUGUAUGCACUCAUUAACUGUAAGUCACUCUGGAUAAGAGCGUCUGCUAAAUGACUCAAAUGUAAAAUAAUGCCAAUGGAAGGGAAUUUCUGGGAUUCUGUUGACUGUCCCAGUCCUAACAUGGGUGGCGGAGUGUGUGUGUACAUAUAUAUGUGGCUGUAAAUAAGACAGACUGUGUGUGUGGGUGUUCCUGUAUAUGAGACUGUGUGUCUGUCUGUCUGUCUCUGUGUGUGCGCGCCUGGUAUGUGUGCGUGGUGCUGUGGAUUAUGUCUGAGCUCCUGUCAUUCAUUCCCAGUAAUGAAAGUCCCUCCUGCGCUGCCUGGGGGAUGUUCUGUUCCUGAUUAUAUUGUCUCUCUCUCUCUGUCCCUUUCUCGGUCCCUCUGUCUCUGUCCCGCUCUCUCUCUCUUUCUAUCUCUCUUGUUCUGUCCAUCUGUCACGCAGAAGUGUUCCUGAGACGUCCUUUGACCUGCAAGGGGACCUCCACAGUGGGACGACCCUCCCCACCAGCAAGGUACAGUAACUCCGCCUCCAUGUCAAUGUUUGUCCCUUGGUACUCUCUGCACUACUUGUGUGUUUUUUUUAAUAAAUGUGAUUGCGGUCAGAGUGUUUCAUAUGUUUGUGUAAUUGGUGUGUUUUGAGGGAUCUUAAAGCCAUCAUCAUUAUCGUUGGGCUGCAGAACAUUCGACCAUGAUGUGUGUUGCUGUGUUAUUGCAGAGCUCAGCGAAGCUGGAUAUGGAGCGUUCAGCCAACGGCAGCGAGAGAGGCAUGGUCAAACCCAUGAUCCGCGGGGAGCAGCAGGACAGCAGGUGAGACACACACAUCUGGAAUCUCCACUGUAGUCAAUUCAGUCCAAACAGUUAAAGCUAGGUCAGCUGCUACUAGAGACAGCAUCUAUGUGUUUACUGUGGUGCUGCCUAGAGAGCAGGUAACGUCAUAACUCUGUCACGCUACAGUCCCCUUCCCUGUCAGACACACGAUCUCCAUCCAUGCCUUGCGAGUCAGGGGAAACCCGAACCUCACUGAGCUGUACUGGGUCCCUUCAUCAAUAAUACAGACCGCUGGGCCUGAUGCGCACACACACACACACACACACACACACACACUCUCGUACAUGGUGUACACACAUACGGCUGCUCACUCUGACGCACAGGGAAGCUCAUGCUCUCACACACCGAUGGACGCUCACACACACACAUACAUACACUACCGUUCAAAAGUUUGGGGUCACUUAGAAAUGUCCUUGUUUUCUAAAGAAAAGCAAAUUUUUUGUCAAUUAAAAUAACAUCAAAUUGAUCAGAAAUACAGUGCAGACAUUGAUAAUGUUGUAAAUUGCUAUUGGAGCUGGAAACGGCUGAUUUUUUAUGGAAUAUCUAUAUAGGCGUACAGAGGCCCAUUAUCAGAAACCAUCAGUCCUGUGUUCCAAUGGCAUGUUGUGUUUGCUAAUCCAAGUUGAUCAUUUUAAAAGGCUAAUUGAUCAUUAGAAAACCCUUUUGCAAUUAUGUUAGCACAGCUGAAAACUGUUGUGCUGAUUAAAGAAGCAAUAAAACUGGCCUUCUUGACACUAGUUGAGUAUCUGGAGUAUCUCACUGGCCAAUAAAAAUAAAAGAUUAAGAUGGGCAGUCUGAGAUAUGGCUUUUUAUUUGCAACUCUGCCUAGAAGGUCAGCAUCCCGGAGUCGCCUCUUCGCUGUUGACGUUGAGACUGGUGUUUUGCGGGUACUAUUUAAUGAAGCUGCCAGUUGAGGACCUGUGAGGCGCCUGUUUCUCAAACUAGACACUCUAAUGUAUUGGUCCUCUUGCUCAGUUGUGCACCGGGGCCUCCCACUCCUCUUUCUAUUCUGGUUAGAGCCAGUUUGCGCUGUUCUGUGAAGGGAGUAGUACACAGCGUUGUACGAGAUCUUCAGUUUCUUGGCAAUUUCUUGCAUGGAAUAGCCUUCAUUUCUCAGAACAAGAAUAGACUGACGAGUUUCAGAAGAAAGGUCUUUGUUUCUGGCCAUUUUGAGCCUGUAAUCGAACCCACAAUUGCUGAUGCUCCAGAUACUCAACUAGUCUCAAGAAGGCCAGUUUUAUUGCUUCUUUAAUCAGCACAACAGUUUUCAGCUGUGCUAACAUAAUUGCAAAGGGUUUUCUAAUGAUCAAUUAGCCUUUUAAAAUGAUCAACUUGGAUUAGCAAACACAACGUGCCGUUGGAACACAGGACUGAUGGUUGCUGAUAGGGCCUCUGUACGCCUAUGUAGAUAUUCCAUAAAAAAUCAGCCGUUUUCAGCUACAAUAGCCAUUUACAACAUUUACAAUGUCUACACUGUAUUUCUGAUCAAUUUGAUGUUAUUUUAAUGGACAAAAGAAAUUGCUUUUCUUUCGAAAACAAGGACAUUUCUAAGUGACCCAAACUUUUGAACGGUAGUGCACACACACACACACACACCCAGAGCAGACUGGCACAAUGCUGUACCAGCAUGCGCAGGCCCUGCCUCUGGAGAGGUGUGCGUCGGUGGACAGUGGGGUGAGCGGGCCCUACGUGUGCUGGUUUACUGAGAGCCUCUGUCCUCCCCGCAGGUCCCAGGACAGCCUGAGCCCAGAACUGACGCUGCCGGCCAGCAUAGAGUUCAGGGACAACUGUGAGUACUGCAACCACCUUCUCUACUGGAGUUGAGUACUGGCUCUCUCUUUAUCGUUCCUUCUCACACUCUUUCUUUUUCUUUGUUUCUAGCUGUUUCUCUUCUCUCAUUCUUUUUCUAUAUCUCUCUCUCUCUCUUUAUACUUGGUGUGUAGGCUGUCCACCAUUCACAUUACACAUACAGCUGCGUAAAGUGACAGUUAAAUUGACAGUGUCUAACGAUCAUGAUGUACUAACUCAUCUAUACUAUGUGUUCUUGAGCGAACAGUACAAAGUAUAGACUGUUCUUCUUCACACACAACUGAACCCCGGGACCACCCAUACGUAAAAAUAUAUGCGUCUGCUAAAUGGCAUAUUAUUAUUAUUAUUAUAGUUCAGUAAAAGUGUGAAGUAAUGAUAACAUAUCUAGAUAGGGGCCAUCCACACCAUCUGAGCGACACUAUCAGUAUUAUUUAUUUAUUAUUUAUUAUUUUAAACUGGAGGUCUUGCCAUAGUGAACUUAGCUAGUGUCUGAAAGAUCAAAGUAUUGACUCAUUAUCUGCAAGCUGCCGCCAACUGGCUUUUAAUGUUGUCCACUGCCCCUAGUGUUUUUAUUGAACACAGUCAUGUUAAAAUUGACUGAAAUGUUAUGUAAAAAUACACACAGUUAGACCUUAGUACCAUAGAGGUCAUAUCUGUAUGAAUGUCGACAUUAAUUAGUCAAGCUGUGAAAAUAGCAGGUGGUAGCAUGCAGGGCUCUCGCUCUCGCUGUCUCUCUCUCGCUCUCUUUCUCUCUCUCUCUCUCCCUCUCCCUCGCUCUCGCUCUCUCUCCCUCGCUCCUUCUCCCUCUCUCCAUUUCUCUCUCUCGCGCUCUCUCUCUUGAUCGAGCGAUUGAUUGAUUACCUUCUAAUCAAUAGGGAGCUAAACACCAGUCAAUUCUGUGAAUGAAAUGCAAUGAUUCUCCCAUGAACACACACUGAAUGUACUCCUCUACUUCUGACAUGUGUGAUGGGCUCUCCCACUCCCCCUUUGGCAUAGCUUUAUUGGUUUAAGCCAUUUUAACUGCCUUUCAAGCCCUUUUAUAUGCAGAACCUUGUUUGUGGACUCUGCAGUCUUGGGCCCGGGUCAAGUCAGUCACUGUAUUUGGAGUUGUGUGAGCUCAUGUGUUUGACCAGGGAGCAGAGAGAGCAGAAGCCUUUGAUUUCCAAUAGAGGGGGUUUGCUCUCUCACAUUGCACUACAAACAGCCCCUGCUGGGGAACCAGGAAGCCAGGGUUGGGGACAAUGUUAUCACAAGGCCCAUCUGAGUCCCUACUCUAACACACAAACACGCACACAGAGAGACUCCUGUAGCUAGUUAGUUUCUCAAAAGCAGGACUGACCAUCUUCCAGUGACUUAUGUCAUGUGAACUCACACCGCACCGUUUGCGUGUCACCCACCAUGCACCCUCCAGCCGAAGAUACCUUCCUGUCGGCCAUCAUCAACUACACCAACAGCUCCACGGUGCACUUCAAGCUGUCCCCCACCUACGUGCUGUACAUGACCUGUCGCUACGUCAUGUCCAGCCACUACCGGCCCGACAUCAGCCCCUCGGAACGCACCCACAAGGUCAUAGCCAUCGUCAACAAGAUGGUGAGCAUGAUGGAAGGAGUCAUCCAGGUGAGUGUCCAUCCUGCUCCCUCGCUUGCUUUUUAUCUGCUCUUUCUACUUAGGAGGACAUUCAAGGUUUAAGGCCUGGGUUUGGAGCGGAUGUGACCAGGUUAUGUCCUCAGUCAGUUGCCUGAAAAAAGGAGACUCUGACAGAAAAUACUGUUGUUAUUUUUCUUUUGAUUGGUUAAUUUCACUUCCCUCUAGAGAUACAGGUGACCCAGGACCGAAACCCCAAACACUAUAGCUGACUAGGUAGUAGUAGUAGUAGUAGUAGUAGUAGUAGUAGUAUUUUGUAAGAUUUAUCUUGGUUUAUUCAACUAGGUAAUUUCCACAGAAUACUUUGUAGAGGCGCAAAGCCCAUGUUAUGUGUGUUUCUGUCUGUCCAGCGUCUCUGUGUCCCCCUACCUAAAUGAUUUAAACAAGGAAUGGCCCUUUAAAUGAAUUCACUGGAACACACUGAACUACAGAAUCAUUGUGGUAUUCCAAAAGCCCUCUCAGCCAACACAAAACCCAAAUGCCAUUUUGAAUUAGUGUAGCAGUAAUACCCUUCCUCUGGGACACCAACCCUGAGUUAUGUGUGAAAACCUGGUAGUUUGACUGACUCCUCACAACACUCUAAUAUGGUGGGAGUUUAGACUUGUAGAUUGUCAGGUCAGUCCUUAUCGGAUUCCUCAUCCUGUCUCUAUAUACAACCUUAAAGACACUCUCAAUUUACAUACGGAGUGUAGUCUGUUAAUAGAUGAUUAUCUGUCUACACACUGACAAUGUCUGACACACACACAUACUGUGCGCACACACACACACACACACACAGUCCAGGAGCAUUAGGGAAAUCUGUCUGCGUUGCUCUGUGUGAGUCUUUUAGAAAUCUGGAUUACAGUCAUUAAAUCCAUUUAAAGGUGGAUUUCAUCCUGAUGAUUUUGGAAAUCCAAGUCUUAAGCCUCUAUGACGGACAUUUGAAAUGUAAUCUGUGUUCCUUAAAUAAUAAAAUCUGCGUAUAAAUGUCUCUGCCUCCUACAGGGAACAUCAUUUUGGCUACAUUCAAAACUAGUUUCUGCCAGUAGAGUCUGUGCCUUCUCUUGCUAUAUUUAAAUAAAUAAACAUUACCAAUACAAUACCAAAGAGGAGUUAAUGUGUAUUCCACGUGACCAUUGUGUGAGUGCUGUGUUGUGUGUUGUGUUGACAUGCCUGUGUGAAUCUCUGUCCAUGCCAUGGCUUUUGUUGACAGUCUCUCUCUGUCCUGUGGGAUGUCUGUCUGUUUGUUUCCACCCUCACCUCUCUGUGACAGGAGAUUCCUGAAGCUGACCAGGUAGGACACCUAACACGUCGCUAGGGGAGAGAGCUCUCUCUCUCUCUCAUCUCUCUCACUCAGUCUCUCCCUCUAUCGGCUCAGUCAAGCUUCGCUUAGUCCUCCAUGCUUCUUUUCUCCAUAACAGAAACCAAAAACCCCUCAACAAACCAAACCGCCAAAUAAUCCCUUCUCCAACAGCUGGACUCUAAAACUCCAACAUAAUAACCCUCAUUCAGCCUUCAACCUGGAACAUGUGGUACUAAAAACAACCCCAACAAAUCUCUGAUUGUGGCAACAUUUAAUUAAUGAAUUGUCAUUUCCAUGUGACCUGCUGCUUCCCUGCACUUCAGUGUGGAUGAGAGACAAACCCCAACGUUCUUUUGCCUUGGUUACAUUUUUCCCUUUUACAUGUUUUAUUUUAUGUCUGUGGUUUAACAUUGUUCUUUUGGAUGCGUUCUGUUCUGUGGCCGUUCUGAAAGGGGGGUGUUGUCGUUUCGUUGUGGGGAUAGACGAGUGCGGAAUACACAGGGACCAGUGCCGGCCGAGACAAGUUGGGCGGACCUUGUGUAUCCCUUAUUCUUUGUGUUAAGGGAACAUUGACAUUAGCUCAUCACACAGACCAGACACUGGGCUCUAAAGCACGAACUGCCUGUUCACGGUUUACUCCUGUUUAUCUCUGCUAAAUGUUAGAGGUGUUCAAGAACAGCUUUACAGGGUAAAAUGCAUGUGGACUGAGCUGAAUGUCCAUCCCAGACCAAUAUUUGUUUGUAUACUGGUUGAUGUGGAAUGCGGUCCCCGUGCGGAGAUACAGUAGCUGCUGCUAGAGGAAAGUAGAUGGCAUUUAUAUCAGGACAUGCAGAGAACUGCUCCACACAGAGGCUAGCUAGAAAAUAAAAGUUGAAUUAAAUUCCCUGUAGACACUGUACUAGGGUCAGUUUUCCCCCUAAAAUGGUUACGGUUAGGAUUGGGGGAGGGUAAACUGAUGUUAGAUCUGUGCCUAUUAGCUGUACAAGAUGUCUAUUCCCUCAACUGUAAUAUGCCAAAGAGCCUGUUAAUCCAGUAGCCUACUCUGCACAGGGCCCUCCCUCCAAAACUGACCCUCUGGGAGAGGCUGUAACUGGGGGCCAGUGUCUGGUUCUGGGGGUCUGGGAUUGGGGUUGGGUAGGGUGGCAGGGGUACGAGUCUAUCCCUGGAGUGCUGCUACUGCUCAUGGCUGUGAGACUGAGAGAGUCCGUCCGUCCGUCCCCCCGUGUCUGUCCAUACCUCCUCUCUGACCCCCUGCUCACUUUCUCUGUCUGUCUGUCUGUCCUGCCCUGUGAUUGGUGUAUUCCAGAAGCAGAAGAACAUUGCGGGGGCCCUGGCCUUCUGGAUGGCUAAUGCCUCAGAGCUGCUCAACUUCAUCAAGCAGGACAAGGACCUGUCGCGCAUCACACUGGACGCCCAGGACGUGCUGGCACACCUCGUCCAGAUGGCCUUCAAGUGAGUGCCCCGACUUCCUCCUUACGCUCUGGCCCCCUGUCUCUUUCCUAACCCCUGGUCCUCUCCUCUGUAGUUUGAUGCUCCUCUGCAUUCUUGGCCAGCCUCUUUUACUGCCCCUGCCCCUGUUUGUCCCCUUCUUUCCACUCCCCGUGGCCCCAUCAUUCCCCCUUCUUGUUCCUGUCCCCCUUCUGAUCAAGUCUCUGUCCCCACUUUCUCAUCCAUGACCUGGAGGCAAGGCUUUACCUUAUCCUGCUCCCAGCUGUGUUUGUGUGCUAGUCAAACACUAUCCUGUCAGUCCUGUGUACGUCCUGUCUGCAUGUACGCCAUCAGGGCUAACUCAAACCACAUGUGAGUAAUGGUAUAAUUCGACAAUUAUUAUACUAAUUAUAGAUCCAAAUGUGAAGUCCCCUGCCAUUGCUGGCAUUGAUUCUCCUGAGUGAGAAAACUAAAUAUAGAUGUCUGCUGCCCAUGGAAAAAAGGCCCUUUUUCACAAUGUCCUAGCUAGUGCUUAGCAGUCCGUGCUAACUUCUGGCUGAGCUUCCCCGUGAGCUGUGUUUAACUAGCAUUUCAUCAAUGUCACAAUGUUAUAGCGACUGUUGCAAUAAAAGUAGCUGAGGGACAGGGAGUUAAGCAAGAUAAUUGUCUUGCUUCAGCUCGGCCCAUGUAAGGAUCUGGAGAAAGUAAAUCUAGCCCUUGUCCGUACUGUAUUUGUGGAGUCGUUGUGUGGAUGCAGGAGCAGGAAGGGGAGCUGUGUGGAAUGUCUGGGGCCUGGCUUGUGUUGGCCAGGCUGGAGCAGGGCUGGAUGGGCCUGGGGAGAGGGGAGAGGUCCCAGUAAAAACAGUGGUUUCAGACUGAGUCUCCACGGCUCUCGCAGUCCCCUGUUCCUUCUGUUCUGCUUGCUGCUCCCUGGAAUGGCUAGCUGAAACAACUGGUGCUUUGUCUCCCCGGAGCAGAGCGCCGGCGAGGCCAGACCACUGUUUUAUUGUGGGAUUCCAGAGGAAGUCCCCUUAGGGCCGCAGAGCAGUGGAACUGUGUGUGUUUCUGCAUUCUUCUACAUGCAUGUCUGUCUUUGUGUUUGUGUGUUGCUCUCAGGACAAGUUUUGUUUUCAGGACAGGUGUUGCUCUCAGAGCAAGGGAACUUGUGUGGUUGGCUUUAUGUAGGUGGACGUAUAUGCAUUGUAUGUGUCUUUGUUAAUCAAUAUCUUUGUGGACCGUACAGAACCAAUGUGUUGUGGUGUUGUCUCAGGUACCUGGUCCAGUGUCUGCAGUCUGACCUGAGUAACUACAUGCCUGCCUUCCUGGACGACCCAGAGGAACAGAACCCUCAAAGGCCCAAAAUAGGUGACUCACCUCUGUUCAUACACGUUCUGACACUCUUACUGUAUAUAUUACACUCAUCCAGUCCACAGUGGGGGGGGGGGGAUACUGUUACAUUUGAAUUUCCAUUCACAGCUACACAGUAUGUCACUCAGCUUGUUUAAAAAAAAAAAAGUGAGCCCUCUAGUGGGGACAUACUGUAAAUAAAUAAACUGAAACCUUGGUGGACUGGAAAUUCACUAAGUACUCCAGCAGUAGUGGAAAUGUAAAAAGGCAUUCCUCCUUCCCCUCUUCCUCAUCCUCCAUCUCUCUCUCCCCUCAUAGAGGACGUUUUGCACACCCUGACGGGCGCCAUGUCGCUGCUGCGUCGUUGCCGUGUCAACGCGGCGCUGACCAUCCAGCUGUUCUCCCAGCUCUUUCACUUCAUCAACAUGUGGCUGUUCAACAAGCUGGUGAUGGAGGCCGACUCUGGACUGUGUUCACACUACUGGGGCGCCAUCCUCCGCCAGCAGCUCAGCCACAUCGAGGCCUGGGCAGAGAAACAGGGCCUGGAGCUGGCCGCCGACUGCCACCUCAGCCGCAUCGUCCAGGUAGGAUCCACCUAUCUUUGUCCAGGAUGGCACACCUGUUAGCUACCUACUGUUUUCAAUACAAUAACUUAUUUUAGGCAGGGCAGGCUCUUCCACCUCAAAAUGAUGGUUUCUAUUGAAAGCAUGUGUCAACAGCUCUGGGUGAAGCUUUAGGAGCCGUUGUGCCUAAGGAAAGUUGUAGGGGAAGGAAUUCAGUGUGGACCACAGGUCACUGUAAAUCAAGUCCUCCUCUGUCAUUAAUAGUACUCUGUUCUGUUGUUCCUCCCCAGGCUACGACUCUCCUCACCAUGGACAAGUACUCUAUGCAGGAUGUGCAGAACAUCAACAACACCUGCUUCAAGCUCAACUCCCUGCAGCUCAACGCCCUCAUGACCAACUACCACUGUGCUCCCGAUGAGCCUUACAUCCCCCCAGUAAGACAUGACUACAAACUCCUCUAUUCACAUACACACUGGUCUCUUCACAUACACACUGGUCUCUUCACAUACACACUGUUCUCUUCACAUACACACUGUUCUCUUCACAUACACACUGUUCUCUUCACAUACACACUGUUCUCUUCACAUACACACUGAGACAUUUACAUACACACUGAGCUAUUUACAGUGCCUUCGGAAAGUAUUCAGACCCCUUGACUUUUUCCACAUUUUGUUACGUUACAGCCUUGUUCUAAAAUUGAUUAUUUUUUUAUAUAUCCUCAGCAAUCUACACACAAUAUCCCAUAAUGACAAAGUGAAAACAGGUUUUUAGAUAUUUUUAUUUUUUUAAUAAACGUAUUUACAUAAGUUUUCAGACCCUUUGCUAUGAGACUCGAAAUUGAGCAUAGGUGCAUCCUGUUUCCAUUGAUCAUCGUUGAGAUGUUUCUACAACUUGAUUGGAGUCCAUUGGAGGUAAAUUCAAUUGAUUGGACAUGAUUUGGAAAGGCACUCACCUGUCGAUAUAAGGUCCCACAAUUGACAGUGCAUGUCAGAGCAAAACCAAGCCAUGAGGUCGAAGGAAUUGUCCGUAGAGCUCCGAGACAGGAUUGUGUCGAGGCACAGAUCUGGGGAUGGGUACCCAAACAUUUCUGCAGCACUCAAUGUCCCCAAGAACACAGUGGCCUUCAUCAUUCUUAAAUGGAAGAAGUUUGGAACCACCAAGAGUCUUCCUAGAGCUGGCCGCUCAGCCAAACUGAGCAAUCGGGGGAGAAGGACCUUGGUCAGGGGGGUGACCAAGAACCUGAUGGUCACUUUGACAGAGCUCUAGAGUUCCUCUGUGGAGAUGGGAGAACCUUCCAGAAGGACAACCAUCUCUGCAGCACUCCACCAAUCAGGCCUUUAUGGUAGAGUGGCCAGACAGAAGCCUCUCCUCAGUAAAACGCACAUGACAGCCCGCUUGGAGUUUGCCAAAAGGCACCUAAAGGACUCUGACCAUGAGAAACAAGAUUCUCUGGUCUGAUGAACCUAAGAUUGAACUCUUUGGCCUGAAUGCCAAGCGUCACGUCUGGAGGAAACCUGGCACCAUCCCUACAGUGAAGCAUGGUGGUGGCAGCAUCAUGCUGUGGGGAUGAUUUUCAGCAGCAGGGACUGGGAGACUAGUCAGGAUCGAGGCAAAGAUGAACGGAGCAAAGUACAGAGAGAUCCUUGAUGAAAACCUGCUCCAGAGCGCUCAGGACCUCGGACUGGGGCGAAGGUUCACCUUCCAACAGGACUACGACCCUAAGCACACCGCCAAGACCACGCAGGAGUGGCUUCGGGACAAGUCUCUGAAUGUCCUUGAGUGGCCCAGCCAGAGCUCGGACUUGAACCCGAUCGAACAUCCCUGGAGAGACCUGAAAAUAGCUGUGCAGCAACGCUCCCCAUCCAACCUGACAGAGCUUGAGAGGAUCUGCAGAGAAGAAUGGGAGAAACUCCCCAAUUAUAGGUGUGCCAAGCUUGUAGCGGCAUAUCCAAGAAGACUUGAGGCUGUAAUCCCUGCCAAAGGUGCUUCAACAAAGUACUGAGUAAAGUACUUCAAAACUUAUUCAAUUAAACUUGUUCAAUUUAAAUUACUAUAUAAAAGUAUUGCUACCAAUAGAAUGUUAUUUAUAUGGGGGAUACAAUCUUCCCAGCUCUGCAGAUUUUGCUCGAAGAGACAGAAUCAUUAGAUCAUUUGUUUUGGUACUGUCCAUUUGUAGCUUGUUUUUGGACACAGGUCCAGGAAUGGCUAAAGGAUUGCAAUAUUUACCUGGAGCUAACCCUGCAGAUAGCAUUACUGGGUGAUCUGAAAAGUCAUAGUCAAUCGAUCAAAAAUAUAAUAAUACUUUUAGCAAAAAUAUUUAUUUUCAAUUUACACUCUGUAGAAACAAUGAGAAUAGAAAGGUUCAGAAUUUUUGUGGAACAUCACAGUACAGUUGAAAAAUAUAUGGCAAAUAGAAAUCCAAUAUGGAUGGUGUUAAGAGAUAGAUGGGUGGUGUUGAAUGGAGGUCAAGGAUGGGACUAAUAACAACAAGAUAACUAAUAAUGUAAGCAUACUGUGUCCAUAAUAACUAUAUAGGUUAUAGGUUGAGAGCUUUUGUGAAAGAGCACAGUUAGAAAGAUAUGGCAUAUAGAAGCAAACCGGAUGGACAUCAUGAAAAUGAUUGGAAAGGUUGAGGGUAGAGGAAGUUCAGGAGUAAAAACAAACAAAGUAUAAUUAUUGUAAAAUUGACUGUGUCCAUAAAAUGUAUAUAGUAUGUAUAAGCUGGAAGUAGAGGCCUAAGCAUGGUUGUUCACUAGUUUACUCCAAUUGGGGAAGUGGUGGUGGGGUUGGAAAGUAAUAAAGGGAAAUAUUUUUUUUUUAAAGGAUAUGUGUAUGUAUGUAUAUGUGUAUGUACAGUUGAAGUCGGAAGUUUACAUACACUUAGGUUGGGGUCAUUAAAACUUGUUUUUCAACCACUCAACACAUUUAUUGUUAACAAACUAUAGUUUUGGCAAAUGGGUUAGGACAUCUACUUUGUGCAUGACACAAGUAAUUUAUCCAACAAUUGUUUGCAGACAGAUUAUUUCACUUAUAAUUCACUGUAUCACAAUUCCAGUGGGUCAGAAGUUUACAUACACUAAGUUGACUGUGCCUUUAAACAGCUUGGAAAAUUCCAGAAAAUGAUGUCAUGGAUUUAGAAGCGUCUGAUAGGCUAAUUGACAUCAUUUGAGUCAAUUGGAGGUGUACCUGUGGAUGUAUUUCAAGGCCUACCUUCAAACUCAGUGCCUCUUUGCUUGACAUCAUGGGAAAAUUAAAAUAAAUCAGCCAAGACCUCAGAAAAGAAAUUGUAGACCUCCACAAGUCUGGUUCAUCCUUGGGAGCAAUUUCCAAACGCCUGAAGGUACCACGUUCAUCUGUACAAACAAUAGUACGCAAGUAUAAACACCAUGGGACCACGCAGCCGUCAUACCGCUCAGGAAGGAGACGCGUUCUGUCUCCUAGAGAUGAACGUACUUUGGUGCGAAAAGUGCAAAUCAAUCCCAGAACAACAGCAAAGGACCUUGUGAAGAUGCUGGAGGAAACGUGUACAAAAAUAUCUAUAUCCACAGUAAAACAAGUCCUAUAUCGACAUAACCUGAAAGGCCGCUCAGCAAGGAAGAAGCCACUGCUACAAAACCGCCAUAAAAAGACAGAUUACGGUUUGCAACUGCACAUGUGGACAAAGAUCUUACUUUUUGAAGAAAUGUCCUCUGGCCUGAAGAAACAAAAAUAGAACUGUUUGGCCAUAAUGACCAUCGUUAUGUUUGGAGGAAAAAUGGGGAGCUUGCAAGCCGAAGAACACCAUCCCAACCGUGAAGCACGGGGGUGGCAGCAUCAUGCUGUGGGGGUGAUUUGCUGCAGGAGGGACUGGUGCACUUCACAAAAUAGAUGGCAUCAUGAGGAAGGAAAAUGAUGUGGCUAUAUUGAAGCGACAUCAGUCAGGAAGUUAAAGCUUGGUCGCAAAUGGGUCUUCCAAAUAGACAAUGACCCCAAGUAUACUUCCAAAGUUGUGGCAAAAUGGCUUAAGGACAACAAAGUCAAGGUAUUGGAGUGGCCAUCACAAAGCCCUGACCUCAAUCCUAUAGAACACCAGCUCUGUCAGGAGGAAUGGGCCAAAAUUCACCCAACUUAUUGUGGGAAGCUUGUGGAAGGCUACCCGAAACAUUUGACCCAAGUUAAACAAUUUAAAGGCAAUGCUACCAAAUACUGAGGGAAAAAAGUAUUUGAUCCCCUGCUGAUUUUGUACGUUUGCCCACUGACAAAGACAUGAUCAGUCUAUAAUUUGAAUGGUAGGUUUAUUUGAACAGUGAGAGACAGAAUAACAACAAAAAAAUCCAGAAAAAUGCAUGUCAAAAAUGUUAUAAAUUGAUUUGCAUUUUAAUGAGGGAAAUAAGUAUUUGACCCUCUGGAAAACAUGACUUAGUACUUGGUGGCAAAACCCAUGUUGGCAAUCACAGAGGUCAGACGUUUCUUGUAGUUGGCCACCAGGUUUGCACACAUCUCAGGAGGGAUUUUGUCCCACUCCUCUUUGCAGAUCUUCUCCAAGUCAUUAAGGUUUCGAGGCUGACGUUUGGCAACUCGAACCUUCAGCUCCCUCCACAGAUUUUUAUGGGAUUAAGGUCUGGAGACUGGCUAGGCCACUCCAGGACCUUAAUGUGCUUCUUCUUGAGCCACUCCUUUGUUGCCUUGGCCGUGUGUUUUGGGUCAUUGUCAUGCUGGAAUACCCAUCCACAACCCAUUUUCAAUGCCCUGGCUGAGGGAAGGAGGUUCUCACCCAAGAUUUGACGGUACAUGGCGCCGUCCAUCGUCUCUUUGAUGCGGUGAAGUUGUCCUGUCCCCUUAGCAGAAAAACACCCCCAAAGCAUAAUGUUUCCACCUCCAUGUUUGACGGUGGGGAUAGUGUUCUUGGGGUCAUAGGCAGCAUUCCUCCUCCUCCAAACACGGCGAGUUGAGUUGAUGCCAAUGAGCUCCAUUUUGGUCUCAUCUGACCACAACACUUUCACCCAGUUCUCCUCUGAAUCAUUCAGAUGUUCAUUGGCAAACUUCAGACGGGCCUGUAUAUGUGCUUUCUUGAGCAGGGGGACCUUGCGGGCGCUGCAAGAUUUCAGUCCUUCACGGCGUAGUGUGUUACCUAUUGUUUUCUUGGUGACUAUGGUCCCAGCUGCCUUGAGAUCAUUGACAAGAUCCUCCUGUGUAGUUCUGGGCUGAUUCCUCACCGUUCUCAUAAUCAUUGCAACUCCACGAGGUGAGAUCUUGCAUGGAGCCCCAGGCCGAGGGAGAUUGACAGUUAUUUUGUGUUUCUUCCAUUUGCGAAUGAUCGCACCAACUGUUGUCACCUUCUCUCCAAGCUGCUUGGCGAUGGUCUUGUAGCCCAUUCCAGCCUUGUGUAGGUCUACAAUCUUGUCCCUGACAUCCUUGGAGAGCUCUUUGGUCUUGGCCAUGGUGGAGAGUUUGGAAUCUCAUUGAUUGAUUGCUUCUGUGGACAGGUGUCUUUUAUAAAGGUAACAAGCUGAGAUUAGGAGCACUCGUUAAUCUCAGCUCGUUACCUGUAUAAAAGACACCUGGGAGCCAGAAAUCUUUCUGAUUGAGAGGGGGUCAAAUACUUAUUUCCCUCAUUAAAAUGCAAAUAAAUUUAACAUUUUUGACAUGUGUUUUUCUGGAUUUUGUUGUUGUUAUUCUGUCUCACUGUUCAAAUAAACCUACCAUUAAAAGUAUAGACUGAUCAUUUCUUUGUCAGUGGGCAAACAUACAAAAUCAGCUGGGGAUCAAAUACUUUUUUCCCUCACUGUAUGUAAACUUCUGACCCACUGGGAAUGUGAUGAAAGAAAUAAAAGCUGAAAUAUAUCAUUCUCUUUGUUAUUAUUCUGACAUUUCACAUUCUUAAAAUUAAGUGGUGAUCCUAACUGACCUAAGACAGGAAAUUUUUACUAGGAUUAAAUGUCAGGAAUUGUGAAAAACUGAGUUUAAAUGUAUUUGGCUAAGGUGUAUGUAAACUUCCGACUUCAACUGUAUAUGCAAAUGUGAUAUUUCAGUUUUUGCUUUGUCAUAAUGGGGUAGUGUGUGUAGAUUGAUGGAAAAAAACAAUUUAUCAAUUUUAGAAUAAGGCUGUAACCUAUCAAAAUGUGGAAAAAGAUCAAGGGGUCUGAACACUUUCUGAAGGCACUGAACCGUUUACAUACACACUGAUCUGUUUACACGCUAGAGUUACAAUGAAUGACUCUGAAGUGGAGAAGUAGGAGUUUGCUGUUUGUAGCAUUGCUUAACACAAGUCUCCUCCCAUAGUUGUAAUGCGUUGGAGUUUGUCCUGUUAUUUUUGGAGAAACAUUAGCUAAGCUCACUACUUGACUGAUCUUCCUAGCUCCCUUUUCCAGUCAAGGUUGCUGUUUCUACUUGGUGGAAUAUUGAAGAAACAGUCGAAGGACUAUUACACAUAUCCCUCUCCUCUGAUGCAACUAAACCCUCAUUGGUUAAUCUGGUGUUUCUCCCUAUAGGAGCUCAUAGACCACGUGGUUGCCGUGGCAGAGAACACGGCAGAUGAGCUGGCCCGUAGCGACGGCCGAGAGGUCCAGCUGGAGGAGGACCCUGACCUGCAGCUGCCCUUCCUACUGCCCGAGGACGGCUACUCUUGCGACGUCGUGCGGAACAUUCCCAACGGAUUCCAGGAGUUCCUGGACCCCCUUUGUCAGAGAGGUACUUGUGUGGAGGAGAAAAUAAAAUACAUUCUUGAGUUCUAUUCCGGAAUGUCACAUCAGUUGUGUUCUGUCCAAACCUAAAGUUGUGAACCAGUCAGAGGCUGAGCUGGCCCGUGUUUGUUCUGUUGACGCGUAGGCAGUGGAAUGUAGUAGCUAUGUAAGAGGAGACUGGAGAGCAGUUUGCUCCUGUCCUUAUCACAGUGUGUUAGAGAGAGAUUCCAAGAGUUGUUCCUGCUGCCGUGUCACUGUAGUCUCAGAUCUGUACUAAGUAGAAGAAGAAGAAGAUAACUGCGAUUUCCUCGUGUCUUGUGCAGGAUUCUGUCGGCUAACCCCUCACCCUCACUCCCCUGGGACCUGGACCAUCCACUUUGAAGGAGUCAACUGCGACAGCCACUUCUCUGCAGACAACUCAGACCUGGUAGGUGUCCCUCCGGCCAUUACAACUGUAGGACUAUGCAGGACAAAGACCAUUACAUUGAGCUGCAUGGUCAUGCAGAAUAGUGCUACUCAUGACGCAGACUGUCCUUGUACGUUAGCCACCAUAGUACUAACUAAGUAACUGAGAAGCGCAGAGGAAUGAAUAGGCUGCUACUUUUAGCUGUUUAUAACACUUGAAUAUAUUGCAAUUACUAAUCUUCUAUGUUUGUGACUGAAUGUUUUGGCAUGGCUUGUUUCCAAUGAUCGUAUGGAAAACGUUAAUGUCCCAUGCUACAGUCAUGCAAAUACCGUUCUGCCCUACUCUACUUAACACUAACAGACCUCCCCCAACACACACACACACAUUCCCUCCUGCUCAAUUUCAAUCAACACCAAUUACACCACAGAGGCCAAUAAGUGCCCAGAGAGCUCUUGAACAGCAGUAAAUUAUACCCUUCUCACCCUAAUCACACCAAAAAAACGAAAUUGCACUGCUUCCUGUAUAAAUGGCCUGUUUUUCCAGGGAGAGGGAGGGAGGGAGGGAGGGGAGGGGAGGAGAGCGUCCAAACCGUUUAAGCACCGCUGAGGUUUUGAUUAAUGGCCUCUUGGUCGUGUGCCAGGCGGUGCGACCCCGUCACCCCGCCUCAUGUUACCACAGCCUUGCUCCAGAAUCACUACUGUAGUGUUCCCCUGUUAGCAGCCGUUACAGGGUUAAUCAGACACACAGAGAUAGACAGGGUAUCCCUGAGGAGAAGAACAAUUGAGUAGGUUUCCCUGAUCACUAGUCCAGACAGGAGGUGUUACUGUAGCUAGCCUAGUGCAGUCAGACCUUUUAGGAGAGCGGAUGUGAUCCUAAAACUGUGGAAACUCCACUUUUUCUCUCGGGAGAAUAUGCUCUCAUUGGCAUGUGUUGUUUGAGUUAAAAGAGUUAGUCUCUUACUGCAGAAUUUCUAUUGUAGCCAGCUGAACCCUACAUCACCAUUGCCCUGCCCUCUAGUACGUGGUGAAAUCACUCGAAUGGCAUUCAGAAAGACUUGUUCUACACCACAUCACACGAUGAGAAAUGCCACCAGAGCCCUGUUACUUAAUGUGGCUUUGUAUGCAUUCUCUGUCUGAACUAUGUGGCUGUACAGCAUAGCUCGGCAGAUGAGCAAAGAGUUGUUUGUGUCUUUGGGGCUGUUGAGUCUCAAUGUGUUCAGUGCCAUAGGGAGGAGAGGCCGUCUGUGUGGAAAGCCUUCCCGCUCCCUCUUUCUCUGUCUCCCUCUCCCCACCCUGCUCCCAGGCAGCCCUCCUUUUAAAUGAGCCCAUUGAGAUCCUCUGGAGCCAAGCGCAUGUGGCUUUCAUUCUUGACUCUUCUCCAGCCCCCGCCGUUUCUCACUGCGGUCACCCCAACCCAGCCUCUCUCUCUGUAUGACGACCCUGCUCUGCUCUGUGUCUAUCCCCCUGCUCCCUCCGCCAGCGCCUCAUUCUGCCAGAGAAAUGUCCCAGAGAGAGCUCCCAGCUCUGAAAGCCCUCUAGAAGCCUGAUAGACCUGCUCGCCGGAUCCCACCAUUGACACCAACUGCACUCUAGCUACUCCAGUUGAUUUUUCCUAAGCUAACGCUGCUGUCUCCUCUCGUUGCAGCAAAUGCGGAAGGAACCGGAAGUUGUGACGGUCACCCUGAAGAAGCACAAUGGCAUGGGCCUCAGCAUUGUGGCUGCCAAGGUAAGACAUUUUUCAAUCCUAUCAUUUUAUUAUUGAUAAGGUUUUUGUCGAUACCCACUAGUGCUCCUGGAAAAGGUUUGUGACUUCCUGGCUGGAAGGGAAAUGCAAUGUGAGUGAUGAGAAAUACAGAGAUUCAAUAAAGAAAUAACCCAGAAACAUUGACUGACAUUUGUUGCGUCCAUGCUUGAGCAGACUUGAUGACUACUGCCUGGUGAACACAUAUAAAUUAUCCUAAAUAAGCCCUUCUCUCAACCGUUGUCAAGACCCUGCCUGAAGGCACCUCAAGGUUUUUGAAUGUGUCCUCAUUUUCAGUGCAACAACGUUGCCAGUGGAACAUGCUGUUUCUAGCAGUGUCGGUGUGGAUGGAUGUAAGAACCUUAGGUUGUACUGGGUUCUCCUCUGGGUUUGUUUACUACAUUACUCUGCUGUAACCCCGGAUAAUGAUGGGAUGCAAGGAGAGAUGUGUGUGUGUGUGUGUGUGUGUGUGUGUGUGUGUGUGUGUGUGUGUGUGUGUGUGUGUGUGUGUAUAAAAGCGACUGUCAUGUUUCAGCUGCCACCGUCAUAGCCCAGGUCUAACCCGGGUUGGUCUGUGUGAGUGUGUGUCUGGGGGCUUCCGCCGUAUGUCCACCAGAUGCGCAUACGUUUUGCCGUAUGUUGUUUUUGCUGGCUGUCUAGUCCGCAGUAGGUGUAGGUGGUGGGUAGAGGAGGGGGAGGGAAAAGGAGGAGGUGGUGGGUUAGAGAGGGAGGAGGGGUGUGUAGCGGGGGUGGAGGAAGGAGAGGUAGUGGUGUUGGAGGUGUGGGGCAUGAACCGAGAGGAGGUGGUGGAUAGGGUGGGAGGGAAAAGGAGGAUGGGUGGUGGGUAGAGGAGGGUGGGUGGUUGGGUGGUGGGAGGGAGAGGAAUAAGAGGAGGUGCGGUGAGGGAGGGGGAGGGAAAAGGAGGAGGUGGUGGAUAGAGGGGGAGGGAAAAGGAGGAGGUGGUGGAUAGAGGGGGAGGGAAAAGGAGGAGGUGGGUAGAGGAGGGGGAGGGAAGAGGAGGAGGUGGUGGAUAGAGGGGGAGGGAAAAGGAGGAGGUGGUGGGUAGAGGAGGGGGAGGCAAAAGGAGGAGGUGGGUAGAGGAGGGGGAGGGAAGAGGAGGAGGUGGUGGAUAGAGGAGGGGGAGGGAAAAUGAGGGGGUGGUGGAUAGAGGAGGGAGGUGAAUAGAGGGGCCUCCCUUUACUGUUUAUUUUCAAAGCACAAUUUUGGGGUUUGAGGAGGUGAGGGCCACACCCUCUGUUUUUACUGCUGUUUUCAACCUGAGGUGGUGUGUGUGUGUGAGGGAGAAAGACCGAGAGAGGAGGGGAGAGCGAGCAGAGGGAGGGAGGGAAAAAUGGGAGGGGAGGACAGGAGACAGAAGGAAGGCACGAGUCAGAGAGGCAGACUGGAGAAGCGAAGGAAUGAGAGAGAGAGCGAGAUGAGUAAUUUGCCCAGUGCAGAACACACAGCUGGUUAGUGCUCUGAAGGUUUACCCAAACUGUUGCAGAGUAGUGAGUGGCUAGCGCUGGCGGACUGUUUGCUUACCAGUCUGUAAAUGGUAUUUCCAACUCUGGCUGGGUGCUGAUAUUUGUCAUAUGGGGUCCUACAGUAGCAGGUAGUGUUGACCUCUCUCUUCUCUCACUGUGCCACACCUAGUAUCUCCUCCUUCGUUAGCUGUUUUGUUUUGGUCUCUGGAUGUGUGGUUAUUUCACCAGUACAUCUGGGCUGUGAUCUGCCCCUCGUUGUGGACUUUUAAUUGAGCCUGAGCAUCAGCCAGUUCUAGCCGAGUGGGAACUAUCUACCUACACCAUGUGGUUCUCUGUGGUCGGGAGGAAGGACCAGUCGGAGUCGGUAAGGCGCUCUCUCUCUCUCUGUUCAUUUCUGUUCCACACAGUUAGUCACACCUGUAUCUAUGUGAGUUGGGCGGAGAGGUGUGUGUGUGUGUAGAGGGUUUGGCAGGACAGCAGCAGCAGAAGAGGAGGGGGUUGAGGAUGGGAAGACACAGGAAAUAGAACUCCAGGAUGUGCUCCUGUUCCACUCGCUCAGUGUUCUCUGCUGCUGUAAGCUUCACACGGUCUUCCAUAUCUGACACCUUUUUAGUUUUCUUUCCUCAAGUUUUCUUUUCAGUUCAAGUUCUGUCUUUCGCAGUGUUGCUCAUUCAAAAUGUAUGAAUGCUUGUUUGCAAGAAACUGAGACUAAAUAAAGCUCCAGCUCACACCAGUUCAGCAUAUUGCUGUGACCCUGCUAUAUAAGGAACCCAGGACGGUUCCCCACUGAGCUAUGACCCAGUCUGGGCUGUCCAGCUGCUCUACUGCUGCUAUCUCAAGGCCACAGAGUUAAUGAUUGUCAAGGCAAGGCAAUUCAAUGCACACACACAGGCCAGAACUUCAACUCUGGGACAAGCUUGAUUUGCUUAACUUUUGGCCCCUAGUCUAGUUGAUUCUGCUCUGACAGGCCAGCCCUAGUUUUGUGGUUACUUACAUUUUACAUUUUAGUCAUUUAGCAGACACUCUUAUCAAGAGUGACUUACAGUUAGUGAGUGCAUACAUUUUCAUACUUUUUUCAUACUGGCCCCCCGUGGGAAACGAACCCACAACCCUGGCGUUGCAAGCGCCAUGCUCUACCAACUGAGCUACACGGGGCCAGACUACUUCAGGCUGUUAUGCUGCAGAUGUUCACCUAAAGUGCUUGGUGGGGACUGACUGUGUUGGGUUCCAAAGGAGGAAGAACAGGGGGAUAUCCUGACCCUCUCUCUCCACUCCACCUCACAGGGGAGUCCUGCUGCUCAUUGUCCAGCAUUUCCCCCCACUGACGACAACCCAAGGCCUGGGGAAGCUAUUCUUUUUCAUCUUUCCCCAAUCUGGAGGUAGACAGACUUGCCCUCGAACUAAACUGACAUGUUCUCAUUCCUUUCAGCGCUUUUGAACGAUUAUGUAAGUUGGUUUGUUUGUCUGUUUGCUAGUCUGUUUGUUUUGUAGAUGUUGAUACAAUAGUGAUGGAACAGUAGUGUAGAAGCAGCUAUACAAUGGCUAACUGGUUGAGGACAAAGCCUGUGGUCUCCCUCCUAUAGAGAGCUGUAGCAGCAGUAACAAUGGGAGGAUGUGUUCUGGGCUCGCUGGGCUGUGUUUCCUGCUGCUGGCUAGCUCGCUCGCUGGCUGGCUGUGUGUGAGACGGGACUCUGAGCAUUAGCUUACAACAGCGUGUGUGUGUGCUUCUCGGAAUGUGGUAGCACUGGUCACUCACUGCCUGCCAGUCCUGCCCUGGGGCACAGUAAGAGAUACAACACACAGGCCUACAGUAGGCUAUAUUUCCUGGGUGGGUCCUACAGUAUGUAUUCAACUGAACGACAGUGGUUACUAGGAACAACAUGGCAAAACCCAGCUGUGGGUUCCCAGCUAACAAUCACUCCCCUUUUUCCUCUGUGACAAAUGAAUGUUUAGUUCUAUGCCCAGUGAGUUCACUGUUCCAAUUGCCCUGCCUAGGACCCUUCUCUCACUCACAAGUUGUUUUGGGUGAAGUUGUAUACGGUGACGUACACAUUAUCACGGGCAAUUUAAUACUUGGCCUUGGUGCCUCCCUAACCAAAGAUCUAAUCAUCUGACAGCUAUGAGAGCCAUGCUCGUGUUGAGACAGUUUGCCAGUUUGAAUCCUGGCGCAUAGUAGAAUUUGACAGCACUGUCAUUUGCCCAAAUAGAAUUGUCUCAUACUGUCAGUUAGGAUUGGGGAGGAUGCUCACAUCUGUGACAUUCCAUGUUUAACUGGACAUGCCUGGAUUAGGAGCAGGUACUGACAGAGGGAGUGAGUGUCUAUUUAAGGCAACAGAUGUAUGACCUCCACAUAGUGUUAGAGGAAUGUAAGGAAACGCUACUAGAGUUUAAAACAUGCUGUACUCAUGGUAUUCUCCUCUCUAUGGGGUUAGCAGUGUAUCCAGAGCACCACACAUCUAGUCUCACAUCUUGUCCCUCUUCAAUCUGUGGCGCAUUGGGUCCAAUGGUUUGUGUGUGCAUGUGCGUCUGUCCAUGUUGGACGUGGUUCUAAUCAGACUCUGACAUGUAGCACAUCUGGCUUGAGUUAGCCCCUGAAAGGUCCCUCGUUCCCGCCGCUCUGUGAACUACUGUUUUUAUGACUUCAUUAGAGCAGUGCUGUGUGUGUCCUUCUCUACAGCCUUGCAGCUUUUAGACAGACUGUCUGACAGACAGAGAGGCGCAGGUUAUUAAACAACAAAUGAAAGAAUAGCAGAUGAUAAGGAAUGAGCGAGAGAUGGAUUGUACACGCUGGGUUGUACUCUCCAGGGAAAUAUCCGAAUACCCCCUUCUAAACCAGAGCCCCAUCUGCCUGUUAAGACUGAAGACCCUGUUUAAUAGAAAACCACAUGAAAAGCCUCCUUUAACCACCACCACCACACACCCCAGACAGAGGGUCGAAGACACACAGCUCUGUGUGGUCUCCACUAAACCCCCCCCCCCCACACACACACACACACACCCUCACAGAGUGAAACAUACUGAAAUUAUUUAGACCACAGCCACAUGUCAGAUUAGUGUGGUGCCUAAGUGUGUCUGUGUCGUGUUAAUAUGGAGUCACACACGGUCUCUGUCACAGAGGUGGCCCAGUGUGUCUGACACACUUGAUAUCAGAUUCAAGGACACUUUCUCUUUGCUUAAUUCAGUGCCAUCACAGACAGAAUGUUCCAUCUCGAGACAGAGAGCUAAGAACAGAGAUGAGAUAAAACAUAAGUCUCCAUCUUGUGAGAUUAUAUUGUGCUGCUAGUUCCUUGCUCCUUCUGUCUCCAGUCAGAUUGUGCAGCAUAGCCUGGAAUAAUGAAUGAGUGUAUUGAUGGAGCUGUUCACAUCUCAGUAUGGAGCUCAGCUUAAAAACCAAAGAGCUGUGGACAAAUUGACUUGAGACAGAGAUUUGUGUGUGUGUUAUAGUAAACUCUCUCAGGACUCCAGUCCACCACACUCGACUUGGUGUGAUUAACUAUUCUUUCCUGUGCUAAACCCAAAGGCAGGAAACUGCAGAUCAUAGUAUGGUUUUAUGUCAUUUAGGAGUCUGGUUUGAGAUAUGCACACAGAAUGAAUGCAGCCUCAGUGUGAAAGGACAGACAGUAGUUUUGUGACAGGGUCUGAUGCCUUGGCUCCAAUUUCCUAUAAAGAGCUGGUUUACAGGGCACUUCCCUGGACAGGAAGACUCAGGGCAGGGCAGGGCGGGAGAACUGUUUGUUUGUGUCAAAGUACAUUUGACUGAAGAAAACAAUUUUUAACAUUUGGACUGCUUUAGUGGGCUCCCUUCCUGAAUCUAAAUUUCUCCUCAGUGGUCUGCUAGUUUGUGAAAAACUCAAUAACAGUUCUCAAGUAAAGUAGUAAAACUUAAUUUAGAACUAUGAGGUUACAGUGAGGUGUGUGUGUGUGAGAGUAGAUGUGAUAUGUGUCUGGGCAGUGCUAGGUGUGUGUGUCUGGGCAGUGCUAGGUGUGUGUGUCUGGGCAGUGCUAGGUGUGUGUGUCUGGGCAGUGCUAGGUGUGUGUGUCUGGGCAGUGCUAGGUGUGUGUGUCUGGGCAGUGCUAGGUGAAGUCUCCUCUGUCCUUACUGGACCCUACCACCACAGUGUGAACGUGCUCAGCCGCGGAUCAUAACACCUGGUGAACUGAUCACAUACUACAAAGGAGGGGGUCAUUUCCCCUGCUCACCCUGUGUUGUUGACCAGUUACAUAAGAGUGAUGCGGUCAGUUGUUAGUGGUGCAAGUCCACACAUUUUAAAGGCAUCAGUGUCUGUCCGCAAAACAGCUCUUGUAGUAAGUAAAAUCGUGGAGUAAAAAGUUAAAAACAACCGUAACAUUGAAAUAGACAGCAAGGCACUUUAUCCAAAAAGUGUUUGAAAACUUUGGAAUACUGCAGCUUGCUGUUAUUCGAUAGAAAUAAAAUGCAUGAUAGUUUUUCUAUCAGAUGUUUUUGGGCCUUGAUCUUCCCUCUGAACAUGCUGUCGGCAGUGUUGUUCUGGAGCCACAUUUUCUGAGGCGAUGAGACUUGACUAGACAUGUUAGAGCUGUAUAAGACUCUGUAAUUGUCUCCUUUGAGGCUUUGCCACACUUACUCCACACACACCUCCUCUUGGCAUCGGGCAAGGCCUGCAUCAUGACUGCGACUCAACACAUGUAACGCCAUCCGACAAUGUGAUCAUUUAAAAACAGCAUUGUAGCUAGCUACACGUGUUCAUUCUGUGAACUCUGCCAUUAGUGUCAACUUCCUCUCCUUUACUAGAAUAAAUCAAGUUAGGUCUUUAUGUGUUUUAGGUCCGGAAGAAGGCGUUUUAGUGAGAGAGGUGGGAUACAUGGAUGAAUAGGGAUGGGGGAUUAACCCAACUUUAGGCAGGGAUGAAUACUACCCAGUAUUCUGCUACACUAGCCAGCCGUCGUACUGAAAAACGGUAGCAAUUAGAGCUCUCGUUAAAGCACUGCUGAAUUUUAUUAAUGGACUUUAUAGACCUUCUGUGUUUCAUGCUUUAUUAAUGGACUUUAUAGACCUUCUGUGUUUCAUGCUGCCCUAACUCUGAGCCUAUGAACUUGGUGUGUGUGUGUUGGGCUGACAGGCCGAGGCAGGGUACAGGAAGCCUCCUGCUGUGCCUGUCUGUGUCUACUGCCUCACAUGGAAACCGCCUCCCUCUGUCUGUGGGUUAGAGCUCCUAUUUCCCUCCCAUCACAUCACUCGUUGAUGUAAAGGCCUUCAUCUAGAACAUUACUCUGCUAGUCUACAUGUUUCUGUGGUAACUGAAGCUCUGACAUGUUUUGGAGAGAUCAGGUAGCACCUAGUUAUGGCUUUAGAUUGGACACCUGAAAGAGCAUAAGUACCAUUUUGGUUUUUGGUGACCUAAUGACGUUGUAGUGUCUGUCACAACAACCCAAGUGGCAUUGCAUCUCUCACACACACACACACACACACACACACACACACACACACACACACACACACACAUUCUCAGGUUUGUUUCUUCCCCGUGGCAGUAUAGAUAAACCCCCUGGUUUUCUCACUAAGCCCAGUAUCCUGUCCCCAGCCAAAUGUGAGCUGUGAUAAGAUUUCCCUCUUGUAGGACAAUAAACAUGAAUCUGUAUCAGCCUGGCAGAGGGCCAGUGGUCCUCAUGCGUGUAAGGGGACACCUUUUCUUCCUGUUCCCUCCUCUGUGAUGGGGACCAUUGUGUCCCCCAGGGAGGACGGGUGGCCCUCUGGAAUGUCCCCCUCUGGGCUUAGGUGACGCCCCUCUAAGAGGAGUCUGUCACACAGCUCCAAGUGACAGCACUGGUCAUAAGACAAACGCCAGAUUAGCGACUACCACAACAGUGCCAGACUGAAUAUAUUGAUGUCUUCAGUGUAUCUGCUGCUGCUGGUUUAGUUGACUCUUCCCUCUAUUCAAGGGGUUUAGGUCUGGUGGUUUUCAUCUUCUUGCCUCAUUCUUGUUUAUCUGAUGCUCUGUGGUGGUAGUUGUGCUAGAUUAGAACAAUUGUAUGAUGCAAUAGAUAUAAAGUGAAAUUGGACAUCAUGGUGGAGAGGAGGUGCUGAGGGUCUAUUGUGGAGUAAAUAGCUAGGCUUUCUCAGGUGGAUUCUGUGGCUGAACCCUACUCUGGGCUCCCAUACCCACAGAUUCUCUCUCUCUUAUCUCUCUCUCUCUCUCUCGUCUUCAGAUCCUCUCUCUUCACAUUGUUUGCGUUGGCAUAAAGCAUCACAUAUAAGGAGUGUGGGAGUCAACUCCUUGUCGGUUUAUAUUUCAGUGGUUGUUUUGGCAGGUCUUCACAACGCCCAUCAAACGCUUUGAGGGAUAAACAGAUGUUCAGAAAGUCAGCAGGCGACCGUCCAAACCUCUCCCGUAGCUUUAGUGUCGAGCACCAGACUCUCUCAGCCGACCACCACACACUAGCCUUAAAACAACAGUGUGUCGCAUCCACGGCAGCCCUCGCGUGAGACGGGCAAUGGGCCCACACAUGGGUGGCUUUUACUGGUAAAGCCAUCCAAUCCCGGUUCUCGUGUUUGACAUGUAUAUUAUUAGCACCUCCAGCUGGAGUUCGUCUCUACCCACAAACCCCCUGCUGAUCUCUCUGUUAGGGGUCACCAGAGCCCCACACACAUCCUUUUAUGUCGCUUCCAAAGACUCGUGGCCCAGCGUCAAGAGGUAUUAGUGCUCAGACUGGAAUGUUGAUACUGUAAAUACAGGUUCUUAUUGUGAGUCACUACACUUGAAUAGGAGAGGUGUUGAACUGGUGCUGUGGAGGAGAAGGACCACCAGGCAGGCUAUGCUGUGUGGUGGUGUCUAUCUGCUGCACCUUACAGAGGAAUGUGUUGUUGACAAUGGAGGAGGAGGGCUGUGCUGUGAUCUCCCUCUCGUCUGGCUGCUGUCUCUCUGGCCUAUCACAUUCCUCCGUUCCAAGAUGCUCUGGUUUGGCUAGAGGAAAACACCUGUUCUGUUUUCUCUCUCCGUUUGCGUCUCAACACACGUUCUCACAAUAACAUGUUUUUGAAGGUUUUGUACUGUACUGGUGGCUCAUCAGAAGAGUCAGGACUGCCUACAUAUAGAUGCAGGUGCCAGUGUAGAGCAGUUUCAUUGCUUUAACUGAAGCUGUACUAGUUCCCUUGAAUUCAUGAAGGAGUUCAUGUUUAACUUCAGAGACUAACAGUUUGUUCUCAGUAACACUCAUAGUGACUGGAGGCCAAGUUCUCUCAGUCAAGCUCAUUUGAUCCUGUUAUAUGGGUUACUUCAGGCAACCAUGAUGUGGAGUUGUCAUUCUUGAAUGGGCUAAGGAACAAUUGUUCAGUGGAAUUCUGGAGUUACAAAGUAGGAGUAAAGCCUGUAUCUACUAUCUAGCCUAUCAUGUUUGUACAGGUGAAAGCUCUUUUUAGAAUCGUCUGGUAUUAUUGGGCCAAAGUUCCAUGUGAACUGUUCUCUCGUGUUAUUUUGAGAUUAAAUUAUAUUAAACCGAACAAGACAAGUACUGUCCCAGGCAGCUCAAUGUGAUCUCUACCUGAUCUUCCCCAAAUAUUACAGCUGGCUCUGGCCAGGCCAUAUUGGGCAGGACCCUCUGCUACCUUUGGAGAGCUCAGCCACAGGAAAAUGCUUUUUCAUCAAAAGGACAUUUUUAGUCCACUCUUUAAAAAACACUGACGCUCAGGGGUUCUUCCACACUACUCUAGGAUUGUAUUUGAAUUGUUUGUGAAAUGAUUUAAGCGGUAUUAACUGGUAUGGUGAUUUGAGGCCUUGGAGUUUUAGUUAGGGCAGAGGGAUAGGGGGAGCCACUCAUUAUAGGGUUUUCUGGCUUUCAAAUGUGAUGCUUAAAGGGAACCUAAACUGGUUGAUGUGGCUAGUCAAAACAGCAGAUGGCACGUAUCAUGUCAAUCCUCCUUUGGCCUCGUCUCAUGUAGCAUCAUUAUUAACACCAUAUUUGUUUUGUUGAUACUUCUGUCAACAGUGCCAAUUUCAUCUAAAUUGUCCUGCUCAGGGUCUUUAGACUCCAGAUGAAUAGUUUAAUUUAGCUGGCAGUUCACUGCAGACAGAGGCCUCCAGACAGUGCUACAGUAGCUGUGUGAUUUUAUUGAUGAAGUGUGCUAUAUUAACACUAAAUGGUCUAUGUGUUACUGUUAACAAUGUUUCUCCAGUCCAGUAGGCCAGGUGUUCAGCAGGCGCUCCACAGUCGAAUGUGUCACAAUAGAACUCUGGGGCCAAGUGUUCCAGCCAGACCUUUAUAUGUCCAAGUGUUCUGUCUGUGUCUCCUUGGCCUGUAGAGUGAAUGUUCCCCUCUGUCUUCCUCUAGGGUGCUGGGCAGGACAAGCUCGGGAUCUACAUCAAGUCCGUUGUGAAGGGAGGCGCGGCUGACAUGGUGAGGGUUUUAGAUCAUGACGACUAUAUCCUGUAUUCAGAAUGACCUCAUCUAGUAUGUACAUUGUAAAGUGUUUUGUCUGUAAUGUCUUUUUCAUUAUAUGUUGGACCCCAGUAAGACUAGCUGUCUCCAUAGGCGUCGGCUAAUGGGAAUCCUAAUAAAUCUAAUCAAAUCAAAAAUCUAGAGUGACUCACAACAAUGACUUUCAAUGUGUGCACUGCUGCUAUUAUACAACCUCUGUCUCUUCUUCCCUCACCCUCUUUCUCUGAAUGUGUGCGUGUGCGUGUUCAUGUGCUUGUGUACUUGUCCGUGUGUGUAGGACGGGCGUCUGGCUGCAGGGGACCAGCUGCUUAGUGUGGACGGCCGCAGCCUGGUGGGCCUCUCCCAGGAGAGGUAAUGCCUCAGAAACUUCCCUGACCCGCCUCGCUCCGGGUCACUCCCCAACACAACACUAAUUGGCCUUUGUGUACAGACUGGGUUUAGGAGUGAAGCAAGACAUGUAACGUCCUGCUGUUCUCCUUAUGACGCACUGAAGAGAACCCAAGAUGGAGAACAUCAAGGCCAAGUUGAUACAAAGAGCUGUUUCAAUAGCAGCCAGUCACACCAUGGAAGUAAAUUGUCUCAAUCACGUCGAACGAGCAGAGACUUAUCUACAGUGCACUGACUUACAAUGACCUGCACAAUGUGUGUUAUCCUUGGUUCACGCCUCUCACAGAUUAAUCCUUUAUGCCCUUUCAAACACCCUCAACCUUUUUGUCCAUGUUCCUUUGGUUUCCAAAUGCCAAAACAGUUGAAACUCAGUGCAAAGUGAAAAACAGGGAAAAAGAGUUGAUUUAAACUUUAAAAAUCUAAUAGCCAUGUUGAAUUAAAAGCAUAUGGCUCAUUACACUUUAAUAUCUGCUCUUAAACUGACAGAAUCUGUUCCAAAUCUUGGAUUUGUUGGUUGCUUUGAGAAGUUAUUGUGUGUGUGUGUGUGUGUGUGUGUGUGUGUGUUUGCCAGUGAUAAACCACAAGGCCUUGAGCACCAAACAGACAGUCUGAAACUGUUGGGAAAUGAAUCUCUAAAUGCUAUUGCAUAUGGGGAAUGUUUAAAGCCAUUCCUGAUCAAGUUAUGUGAACUCCUCGUCUGCCAAAACGUCUGUACUUGGUACUGCCACGAUGAAAAACAAUAACUUUGGCAUAUUUGUUUGGUUCUGUUGCAUUCAAUCAUCUCUCCAGUCCAAUCUAUUCUGAUUGAAUCCCGUGAAUAUAUCUGAUUGAGUCCCAUGUUCUCUUCUCAGGGCUGCAGAGUUGAUGACGAGGACAGGCUCUGUGGUAACACUGGAGGUGGCCAAACAGGGAGCUAUCUACCACGGCCUGGCCACGCUCCUCAACCAGCCUUCUCCUAUGAUGCCCAGAGGUAAGGGUCUGCUCUGCUAGGGCAAUGGGGGUGUCUGAAAUAUCACCGUAUUCCCUAUAUAGUGUACUACUGUUAACCUAGGCCCAUAGCGUGCCAUUUCAGACGCAGACAAUAUCCCUUCUUGUCCCCAGUCAUGGUCUAGAGUCAGAGGAAGGCAGAGUGUCACCACACAGCACACUAGUGUGACUAAGUAGAUAAUCAGGGUUUGUGACGGGCUCUGGCACUUUCUCAGUCUCUCCGAGUCACACACAAUUAAACUUAGCUGUUGGCAUUAGGGCUUCAGAUUCCAUUGAAAUGUCAGAAGCCAAUGUCUGCGUUGUUAUGUUUUCAACAUCCAGCCUAAUAGACUUCUGUGGUAUUAGAGAGACAGUUGUAGUUUAUGGGGCGUUGGCUGGCUGGUAGUGUUUGUGCUGAGAACAUGACUGCAGAUAGUUAAGGAUGUCCAUUAACUGUCUGCUGUGGUUGGCUCAUUAAUCCUUCAUCUCUCUCUCCCUUCCUCUCAGCGUCGCAAGGAGGGCGUGACAAGAAUGGUAAACUGAGACCAAAGAGCGAAGGCUUUGAACUGUACAACAACUCGGUCCAGAACGGCUCUCCAGAGAGCCCCCAGGAUGACUGGCAGGCCUACCCAGAACCAAAGAAGAUGAGUGGGGAGGAGAGGCUACUGAAGAACCGGGCCGACCACCGCUCCAGCCCCAACGUGGCCAGUGAGUAUAUUGAACCCAUACAGCACCCCUGUGUGAUACAGAGGGAGGUUUAAAUGGCCAUUUGUGACAUACUGUACAUGUCAGGAGGGGUAGGGCAGGGGUACCCAACCCUGUUCCUGGGGAGUUGUGGCAGUGUCUUGAUUAGCAGUUUUUUUUAGUGCUGGGCUGGAACAAAAGCCUCCAAACCCCAUAGCAAGAGAUGGUGAACGGUGCUCACUGGGGUAGAGUGUGUGUGACCACUGAGUGUGCCUCUGCUCAGCUCUGACUCCAUGGUGUUUUCCUCCUCCAGACCAAAGCCAGAGUCCAGGAGGGAAGGCCGUCUACCCAGGAGGACCUGGGACCAAGAUCACCUCUGUCUCCACAGGCAACCUGUGUGUUGAUGUGAGUAAACACCGCAACAGCAGCAGCCAGAGGAAUGUCUCCGUAGCAUGUCUCUCUGAGGAGAAGGUUUACUCUGUCUGAGUUAUGAGACCACACCAAGACAUUACCAGUCACACCACUGGACAGGUCAGAGUAUGACAGGGCUGAACGCCAUCAUACAGAGGCCAUACAGUAUUGCAGUAUUUCCUGUUUUUAAUCCGUUCUUCUCAGCACUCAAAAUCAAAACUAUAAUCAGGAGUCUUAUGAGUCAUUAUUGAUGGUAAAAACCGAAAGCAGCUUUAUUGAAAAUAGCUUUCUCUUGUUUUUCAUGUUCCCCUCUAAUAAAUCCUAAUCAGCUCUCUAACCACUGAUUAGCUACCCAGCUGUUGUGCUGUGUUCAUGUGCUGCCUCACCAACAAGCUUAUCCUGUCAACAAACAAUGGUUUCCCUGACCACAGGACCCCACCGCCAUCUACCGUUAAUAACACUGAUUCCAGAAAUCCAUGACCACAAGAACAAUUGUCUAGUUUAGCAGGCGUCUGUUAUCCGACCUUAAUGUAUGGUUUAAACUAACAUAAUUCCUUCUCUAUACGACCAGAAGAAGAAUUGUCUUGAUCUCCUAGCCAACCGUAAUGUAUGGUCUAAUAGUAGUCCCCUUUUCCUUGUCUAUAGGACGAGCCCUCUCCACCCCAUCCGGAGGCCUACCCCAUCCCCACUCAGACCUACCCCAGGGAGUACUUCACCAUCCCAGCCUCCAAGUCUACGGACCGGAUGGGCCCGGCCCCAGGGCAGUUAUAUGCUGACGACAGGGGUCCUCCCGGCCCCACGGAAGACCACCACCACAACAGCAUGGCUAUGCAGGUGUGCACACAGUGACAUCACUCCAGGAGCAAAGGAAUCAUACAGAAAUGUUUUCUCUGAAUAGCCUCUCUCAGAAUAUAUACUAUGAAAAGUACGUUGUUAAUUUAUAAAGGAAUUAGGAGUAUGCAGUAGUGAAAAAGUGCUGUGCUGUUCUUGCACUGUGUUAAUGUGUGUGUGACUGCCGUGUCUGUUCUCUCAGCGGGUGGACCACUCUCAGGAGGAGCUGUGUGACCUCCCGGGGGGCUACCCUCCAACCGGCCUGCGUCCUGAGGACCUGGUCCACCUGCAUCAGCAGCAGCAGAGAGAGGCUGACUACCAGCGGGGCAGUGGGGAACACUGGGGCAACCACCACCAGGUCUCCUCUUCCGUGGAGUCCUCAACCUCCAGCCAGGAGCACCUCAACUACUCCUCGUCCUCCUCCAACAAGACCCAGAGCAACCACAAGAGUGGCCCGGGACGCUGGAAGACCCCCGGCCCCAUCGCCCCCCACCCAGGCCCCGUGGCCCAGUCCACACGCACGGACCUCCCUCCGCCUCCACCGCCCCCUCCCCCCGUACACUACCAGGACUUCGAGCCCCAGCCCGACCUACCCCUGCCCCCUCCUCCCUCGGCCUCCCAGCAGCAGGCCGCAGCAGCUGCCGCCGCCGACCGCAAGAAGCGCGAGGAGCAGCAGCGCUGGUAUGAGAAGGAGAAAGCCCGGUUAGAGGAGGAGAGGGAGAGGAAGAGGAGGGAGCAGGAGAGGAAGCUGGGACAGGUCCGUAACCCAUCCGUGCCUGUAGCCCAGAACAACAACCAACACGGGGGCACACUCCCCCCUCCCACACAGCACCAACAGAUGCCCCCUCCCCGGUCCCCCAUGCCCAUGCAGCAGGUGCCCCAGCCCUACCUCCCCCCCCAGGCCCAACAGCAGGCCCAGCAGCAGCAGCCCCCCAGGCCAGAGAAACUGUCCACCCUGCCCAGAGUGUCCACCCUGCCCCCUCAGGGUAACCCCAUGGACACAGUGAUCAGAGAGCUGCUCCCCCAGCAGCAGCCCCGCACCAUCGAGCGCCGGGACCUGCAGUACAUCACCAUCAGCAAGGAGGAGCUGUCCUCCAGCGACAGCCUGUCCCCAGACCCCUGGAAGAGGGACGCCCGGGAGAAGCUGGAGAAGCAGCAGCAGCUGCACAUCGUAGACCUGCUAGACAGGGAGAUCCAGGAUCUGCAGGCCAAGCCGGAGCGUACGGCAGAGGAGAGCGACCGGCUCAGGAAGCUGAUGUUGGAGUGGCAGUUCCAGAAGAGACUGCAGGAGUCCAAGCAGAGUGAUGAGGAAGAUGACGAGGAUGAUGACGAGGACAUGGACACCAUGAUGAUCAUGCAGCGGCUGGAGGCGGAGAAGAGAGCAAGGGUGAGCUUCUCUGGAGAGUAGGGGUCUAGUGUUGCACAGUGGAGAACAGGAGGACAUGGAGAAGGUAGGCUACGGUAUAGAGAAUCAUAUCGGACAUCAGAGGUAAGGUGUAUGGAGGAAGACUAGUGGCCCAAGAUGUUCAUAGUGCUAUUAGAUGCACAUAGACCCAUCAUUGAUUACAGUAGACCCAUUAUAAAUGUUCUGAGCUCUGAAAUGUUUAUAGCUUCUUGACUCACAGGGCAUUAAGUUUCUCAUGCCAAGGAAGGGCGAGCCAUGGGAAGCAGAACAGUGAGAAAAGAGGAAAUGGAACUGGGCUUAAUGCUUACAGAAUAGGAUAUGGAAUUCCCACGAGGAACACCAUUAAGUAGCUAGCUACAAUUAAUGUUUUGCAAUGUGCACCUGCAACAUCCUUACGUCAUUGCUUUGCCAUGCUGAGCUGAGCUGCUGUACUCGACUGGCUGCAGAGAGAGGGCGGGAAGGGAAGGAAGGGGCAGGAUGUCGGUCAAACAACAAACCUACAUGGAAACAUGGCAAAGUACAAAUUGGUUCUUUUUUAUUUUUUAUUAUUGCCAUUAGGCAUUGAUUCAUCUCAUUUUCCUGGUCUAACAGGAUGGCUAGAGUACCAUAUUCCUGGUCUAACAAGAUGGCUAGAGUACCAUUUUCCUGGUCUAACAGGAUGGCUAGAGUACCAUAUUCCUGGUCUAACAGGAUGGCUAGAGUACCAUAUUCCUGGUCUAACAGGAUGGCUAGAGUACCAUAUUCCUGGUCUAACAGGAUGGCUAGAGUACCAUAUUCCUGGUCUAACAGGAUGGCUAGAGUACCAUAUUCCUGGUCUAACAGGAUGGCUAGAGUACCAUUUUCCUGGUCUAACAGGAUGGCUAGAGUACCAUUUUCCUGGUCUAACAGGAUGGCUAGAGUACCAUAUUCCUGGUCUAACAGGAUGGCUAGAGUACCAUAUGCCAUCUAACAUGGGCUAAUGUCGCUAGCCCCCCUCAGACGACACCACAGAUCAACAUAAACCAGUGAGAGUAUUGCUUUAUUGCUUCUCAUUUGUAACUGUUACAACAGUACUGUCUUCAGUCUGCUGUGACCUUGUAUCCAGACUGUCUAGUGAGGCAAUGAUUCCAAUAAGUAGUGAGCAGUCCCUGCCAGCCAGGUCAAGGCUCACAGCCCCUGCUUGUCUGUCUCUCUGAGGGAGAAAGAUUGUCUUAGUUUCGGCCAGGGGGGUGGUGAUGGAACAAUGUGGAAAUUCUUCUUGUAAACUGGGCACUUCGUGGAGCUCCAUGCGAGAGAUGGGACUGAGCGGACCAUAGAGGAGCGUUGUCUGUCUGAGGGGAAGUGGGCCGUUCAUUCGGCCGCUGGCAGUAAUCAGCCCCAUACUGUGGAGAAAUGUUCCUAAAACCCCUAGCAAUGCUUCUUCUUCUUCUUCUUCUUCUAUUUGGUUUCUUCUCUUCUCCCGCAGCAGACUGCUGUCCCAGCGAUCUCUGUUCUAGACUUGGUACGUUCUCUCUUUACGCACUCUUCCUCCUUUCUUGUCUUCGGCUCCACCUGUGUUUCCUCUCGUUCAUUCUCUCCCCUCCCUGUCUUGAGUGGCCACACGGGGAAGUCAUCCUGCGAUGCUCAUUGGCUGUGGGGCCCUGUCUCCACUAGAUAACUGCUGCUGUGGGAACGGUAAUCUAACUUAGUCUCUGUGAGAGCCAAAGGCCAGACAGUCACACUGAGUCUUUUGGUCAGGGCUCAUUUAAAGACAAUACCACAUAAUAAUGCCUCAUAACAUAAAUAAUCAUCCCUGAAAAAAACUAUUUCCAGAAAGAAUAAGAAAAUCAGUAUAAUAAAUAAUCUAACCUUAAACAAGUCUAAAACUAACUGGGGCAUGGUUAGAUACUGUAUUUGUUCCAGAGAAGCUCAGUACUAUGCAGCUGUUGUUUCAGAGCAGGGAGCUGCCUGGCCUGCAGUGGGGGCUGUCUGUGCAUGAUUUGAGACCCUCCCCCAGCAGUGGUCAUCUGCAUGUGGGGUGUAACCAUCAUUGUGCUGUGGUGUCAGUCCACUUCAUUCAACUCAUCCAGCUCUGUGUGAACAAUGCCGGUGCUCAGCCAAUAUAGCAUCGCUCUCCUCCUCAACUCCCCUCUCAUUGGGGAAGUUGCACAGUGUAGAACGUUUUUCUACUGUCCAUCUGUAGUCAUGUUUCAUCUAGUGAUUGACUUCCAGUCUGUUGUGUUUGGUCAUCAUGUCAUCAGUGAGUGUAACUAAGGCUUGAACUGGACGCUCCUCUGCUCUGCCCAGCCAUGCUGCUGCUGUUUGUUCUUGCUGCACAUUGUAAUUCAUUCUGCAUGCCCAGCUGUCGCCAUAUUCCUGUCUGCAGUGCACACUGUUUUACUCUCACCACAGCCUAUCCUGUGUUUACUCUCACCACAGACGACCUAUCCUGUGUUUACUCUCACCACAGAUGACCUAUCCUGUGUUUACUCUCACCACAGAUUACCUAUCCUGUGUUUACUCUCACCACAGAUGACCUAUCCUGUGUUUACUCUCACCACAGAUUACCUAUCCUGUGUUUACUCUCACCACAGAUUACCUAUCCUGUGUUUACUCUCACCACAGAUUACCUAUCCUGUGUUUACUCUCACCACAGAUUACCUAUCCUGUGUUUACUCUCACCACAGAUUACCUAUCCUGUGUUUACUCUCACCACAGAUUACCUAUCCUGUGUUUACUCUCACCACAGAUGACCUAUCCUGUGACAGAGCAUUCCAUCACAAUAUCUAGACUUAGACAUUCUCAACACAACAGGCCCAUGUCUGGAAACCUGAUGCCAGUGUGAGGCCCCUCACAGGGGGCCAAUCUGCUGAAUUAGCCUGUGUGUAGAUGCAGACCUGAUGGGGGUCCUUAGGGCUUUGAGGAUUUACUGUGGAGCUGUGACUGAGUGAGGAAACACACUGACUGUAGUAAUAUGAGCCCAAGACUGGAGGUUCUGUCUGAACUAACCUGACCUGCACUAUGCAUAGUGAGACCACAGACAGACUAGCGCAACAGUAGCUCUACUCUAGUUGUAGAGCUGAGGAUAGUUUGUCACUAAAUUGUAUUUCCACCUUUUCACCUUAGGGAACAUGGCCUCACAACAAUGUACAACACAUAUGAAUAUAGUGUAUGAAACAGUUGAUUUAAAAGUAUAUUCCACUAUACAACUGAUUAAUCUUCAAGCACACAAUUUUGGAGGACUCCUGAGAUAAAUAGAAUGCAGUACAAGUUAUUGGGCCGUGUACAUGGUGCUGAAGUGUGUGUGUGUGUGUGUGUGUGUGUGUGUGUGUGUAGUUGCAGGACGAGGAGCGGCGGAGGAAGCAGCAGCUGGAGGAGAUCCGUAAGCGCGAGGCAGAGGACCGGGCCAAACAGGAGGAGGAGAGACGCUGGAGAGAGGAGGAGAGGGCCAGACGAGAGGUCAAUGAGAAGGUACACCUACCUGACAGGACCCACAGAACCACGUAUACAUGCACUACACAGUUCUCACACAGCAUAUAGCUAGCGAACACAGAGCUGGUUAGAGAGGUGCUGUCAAAACAUGAUUUCUCAUUUAUGUUCUUGCAGGUGAACAUGAUACAUUUCUAUUAGUGAUUUCUGUUCAGUCUGACUUCAAUACGGUUAUUAAAAAAUAUGAUAUGAAUAUUAAUGCGAUAGACCGCAAUGAAAUCCAGAUGCUUGUAUUGCACACAGCUGUCUUUCAGUAGUUCGUUGUUUAAAAAAAAAUUAAAGCUGGUUAAGUUAUGUGAAAGGAUUGAUGUCAUUGCCAGCAGAGCAGAUUAAAGCAAAAUGCCCCAGUCAGAUCUAUUAGCAGAGGACAUCAGAGUAACAGAGUGAAAACCCAGAGAGCGUCUUACCUGCACGCUAAUUCUAGUAUUACCCAGUGGGGAUCUGCCCAGCUAAUUGUAGUUUACCUCAUGAAACAAAACAGCUCACCAGCAUAAGAAAACAAUUACAUAGUGAAAGACAAAGACCGAUCUGUGGGACCACUUCCCUUCAGGGGUGGAAAGGGUCAACUGAGGUGGUCGUUUUUUAUCAAAUCUGCUAACAUCAGCUUUUUCAAGGUUUCUACUGUUCUGUUCCUGGUUGGUCGGUGUCCCACAGAGCUGUAAGUGAUCCUGUGUGAAGCGUUGUGAACACACCCCUCUACAAUGAACCAGUCUGAGAACUGUGAAGGGGCCUGUGUCUGACUGGGUUUUAGGAACAUAAGAGGAAGCCAGUAGAGCAGUGAUUAGUGAUGGAAGUAGUACCAAGUGUUCUGUGUUUAGGGGAAGUGUUAUUGGGCCAGAGAGCAGAGGGCCUGCGGCCAGGGAGUCUGCAGACAGACAGACAGGAUGCUGACUUAUCUUAAUGAAGCCUGGUGUUGUUUGGUCUGUCAGAGGCUAAGCAUGUUUUUGGAUCACUGAGUGUUUCGUGUCCUCUGUCCCAGUUAGUUACAGAGUCAUUGAAUUACCAGUGGUCUGAGAGCAGCAGCACACCUUCAUCUUGCCUUGUGUGACGUUGUUACAACAUCCCAGUGCCAUUUUGUUUUCCCUGAGUUACCAUUGAUUCAGCUGUUGUUUUCCUGUGAGUCAUCCUCAGACCACUGGUAAUUGAAGCCCUGUAAUAAUGGCAAUGAUGUCCAACUGCAUGUCCUCAUGAUUGUCCCCUUCCUCUGUGUUAUGUAUGGAUGUAUGCAUGUAACCCUCCUACCCCCAAAAAGCAUGGGAUUCACUUUUUGUUUAUGGAAUUGUAUGUUUGUUGGGAAGCCAUAGUCAUUCCAUCAGGUACUGCUUUGGAACUGCUGUUGGAAUGCCCCACCCUUGCUGUGGUUUGUGGUGGCCAUACCAGAGUACAAUACAUCAUAUCUGUUCCCCCACCAUCAUCUCAUCGAUGACAUAUACCUACCCACCACACACACUAACCCAGGGGAUCCAUGUACAGAAUCCAGAGCCGACCAAUCUCUCUCUUUCUAGCUGGUCCCUUUCCAGAGUUAAAACCGUAGAAUCCCUCAAAGAACCCUGAAUUGGAGUCGUCAAGCCUAUCAGAUCACUUGACUGUAGUCUAACCCAAACCACUUCAAACUGUUGGCCCCAGCUAAGUCUCUAUAUCCCUCCUCCUUCUCAACACAGCAUGGAGGGAAGGAGAGGAAAAACACAGCACAUUUACAUUGACAUUUUAGUCAUUUAGCAGACUCUCUGAUACAGAGCGACUUACAGGGUUAAGUGCCUUGCUCACGGGCACAUCGGCAGAUUUCCACCUAGUCGGCUCAUGGAUUCGAACCAGCGACCUUUCUAUUACUGGGCCAUCGCUCUUUACUGCUAGGCUUCUGUACUAAGGUAUUACAGAACCCAGUACACACAAAGUAGUCUCCCCCACCUCACACACAUAGACAUACAGACACAUAGUGGACAGAUAAGGUGGAGGACUUGUCUGGGUGUCUUGUGGCCAUGGGUAGCCUCCCUCCACCAGAGGCGGAGUGAGUCAGGUCCAGCCAGCCAUACCUUGGAGGUGAGAGUAGGCCACACUAACAGGCUCUUCCCAUUCCCUAUUCCCUUAGAGGAGACAGGAGGAGGAAUACUACACACGCCUGGAGGAAGGGCGGCGCCGGCAGCACGAGGAGGCCGAGCGCAAGCUGCUGACGCCUGACGAGCCUGGUCUGUACAGACCUCCCCUCCCCAGGGACUACCAGCCUCAGCCCCCCCCUCCCACUGCAUCCCCCGCAACCACUGCCACUAACGCUCCACCACCCCCGCCUCAGAGAAACACUUCCUACCUCAAAACCCAGGUCGUCUCCCCUGACACCUUGUACACUGCCAAGUUUGUCUCGUACAAUGACGAGGAGGAGGAGGACGUUACAGGCCUAGCAGGUCAGGUUAAGCUCUCCGCCACCAGGAAGUCCUAUGGCGACCUCCCGCCCGCACACAAGCCGCAGCCGACUGCGCGCAAGCCCCGUCCUAUGUCUGAUGGGAUCUUUCUGUCCAGCUCAUUCCAGCCGCCGGCUGUCAAUGCCAACAGUACUGCAGGGCAGCCCCCUCCCCCUCCCAUCAAACCCAGCCUCAGCUUCAUCCCGACAGGCAACUCUAAAGGUAGACACAUAAAGGAGAGAGGACACACCUCCCGUAUACCUCCCACUCCAUAUCUCUCAUUCAUUCAUUCGUUCAUGUUUUUUGUGUUAUAUUUUUGUGUUCGUUUUUCCACGUUUUUCUUGGAUAGAGGCGUUCUGGCUUCCAUUUCCCUUUCUCUCUCUCUUUCUCUCCCUCUCUCUAUCAACAAUCCAAUAGAUCUGUAUUGUAGUUGCCAAUCAACUUGUAAUUCGUUUUUUUCUCCCGCCAUCUCCCAUCAGCCAUCAUUUUGUGUUAUAGUUUGUUGUCCUCUUUUUUGGGGAAUUUCCACUCCUCCGCUAGCAAAUCAGAUUCCAUUUUUUUUGUUUUUCCCGAUCCUUCUGUCAGAAAAUGUCCUCUGUCCUCACCCAUUCCUCUUCCUCCAAUCAUCCUUCUAGCGAGUAAAAGCAAUCGAUAAACCAACCAACCCGUGAUUCCCUGUGAUAGCACUACAGAUAUCCAAUCAUAGUACUGUUGGUGUUGCCGCUCCACGCCCACCCGCUCAUGUGUGUUUGGUUUUGCUGAGGGGGUGGCCUGCCGCCCGCUGGCCCACCUGCCUCCCGCCUGCCCAGCCCCCCCCCCCCCCCCCCCCCCCCCCGCGGGCCCCACGGCUGCUUGGUGGUGGUGUUGGCUUUAAGGAACACUGAGACACUCGCUUCUUAUCCAUCACACGGUCACUGGGGUGGGACCUGAGAGGAGCAGCUCUCUCUAGGCUCACUUGCACACUUGGCAAAGGGGAAAAGAUCUGUUGAGUGAGGCAUUGUUUUUGUCUGUGGCUGUUUAAAGCUCUGUCAGGGCUCCAAACCAAUCACUGAUUAGAUUACUGAGAAGUACUGAUUCACUUUAAUCUAAUUAUAUGGUCUUCAUCUAUGGCACAAUGUAUUCUGUUUUCAAGCCUUUAGUGACCCCUACUGACAAAAGUGGAAACUUUAUGUUACUUUCAUCAACAGCUGGAACCAAUUACAUACUAUUUUAUAAGUUAUUAAAACAGUAUUUAUGUUUUCAUAAAUUGUUUAAAGAUUAGCUUUGUUUUACAUUUUAGGGAUAGUCUGUAUAUUUUUGGUCAACAAACCACAAUAAUUAAAGACUCUUGGUGAGAACAGAAUUCAAAAGUGUAAUCUCUAUUUUAUGUUACUCUAAACACUACAUUUUCAGUGUUUCAUUGUAAGCCAUAGCAUAGUCUACUGUAGUUUAUAAGGAUCUUAUAAGAUAGAUUUCCAAAUGAGAAAUGCUGUAAAUAACUUAAUAAUAUUCACCAUUGACAGGAAUCGCAGGAUUGUGCCUUUUAAUUUUUGAGACAGAUGAGUCUGUUGGUACAUGGACACUUUAAACAGCCAUGGAGAAAAGAUGCAAGUAAUGCAACACAGUCUAACAGAGUCAAGAUGUUCAGUGACUGUCACCCUGCUGCAUGUAACACCUGCACACAGCACCAGUGCCCCUCCCCUACCCAGUAUGGAUGAUGAUGUCUGGGCCUUUUGUUAAUGUGUUGCAUUCCUCACUCAAAUUGAGAGACCAAUCACUAACCUUGCUAUAACCCCACAUCAACAUAAUCUGCAAACCGCCUCCCUCCGUCACACGCCUCCCUGCGCUGAAUCAAUCGACCUGAUAUCCAUUAAUAUCUACUGCCUCUGCUGCUUUGCUCUCCUCCGUUCAGCGCUCAAGUGUUCUGUUCACUCCUCUUUUUGUCUGCUAUGACUGUUCCAGUCUUCGCCCUGUCUGUCUGCCUGUCUGCCAUGUCUCUGUUUUUGUCGAUCUCAUCUGGUCUGCCCUGUCUGUCUGUGGCUCUGGCUGUCCCGUCAGUCUGUCUGUGUGUCAGUGACAUUGUCUAACGCUGCUGCUUACCACUACCACCUCCUCCUCCUCCUCUCAGAGGGCCAUGCCGUGGUACAGGUGACCCGUCUCCACCUGAAUCACUGGCUUCCUCUGUUAACCACAAUGCAUUCAGGCAGAUGAAUCCACUGGCAGCAUCAAGGAGAAGGGCAACCCAGCUCUCUGAUAGAUUAGAUGUCUAGCCAAAGGUUUUAACAUUCUACCUCCUACUCCACUUUAUCUUAAAAGAAUAUCAGCAAAAUCUGACUAAUGUGAAUAUUUGGAGCCAGGUGUAAGGAAAGGAAAACAUUAUCCAUGGCACAAGAAUAUAGAAAGACCUUUGGUUGACUUUUAUGCAUUUUUAGGGGGGGGGGGGGUUCAGAAGGUGUUGUUUUAGCUCAGGGGACAGACCGAUCUUGGAUAGGUACCAACUUAUCAACCAGUCUGUAGACUCCGAGAGCCUGUUCUGCACCAGAAGAACUUGACCCUGCCAGUGGAGUCCUGCCUCAGUUCACACAUGUAAAUGUCUUUGUGUCUGCCCUUUUAUUCCCAGUUUCAUUCCAUUUAAAACAAAGAAAACAAACUCGACAUGCAUUUGAAUGUUGGUUGUGCUUCCACGCACAGACACAGCAUGUUGGAACACAACCAGUAAGAUUCUAGUAGUGGAAGUUCUGGGUUAGUGUGAGAGACAGCAGGCCCUGCGCUUGCCUUGCCCGGACACACACGGACACGUGAGCUUACUGAUGAAUGCCUACUGUGGGUCAGAGGUAGAGGUCACAUGGGGGUCAAUGGUGUUGGGUUAGAAGUUAGAAUGCCAGUUAGGAUACCAAAUCAGUCCUCAUUCAGGCACCGGUGGCUUUGAUGAGCUCCUAGCUAACAUCCAGUGGUUUUUAAGUAAAGUUUAUCUUGGGUGCUACAUGACUUAGUGGUUGACCUCCACUUUUGAUCCCACACACUUGUUUCACAGACCCUGCUGCUUCAGGCGUGCCUUGGAAUGCACUAACGCUAUUCAGUCAGCUAAUCUAGUCCCUGCAGCUUGUUUUGGUCUGUGGAAAAAGCACAGUUUGUUGUAUAAUUUGAACGUGACUGAAAAGUUGCUGGGUACAGAUAACAGUCAUAUAUAUAUAUAUAUAUAUAGCCUGGACUGUGACUUGGCAACAAUUUACAGUUGACACGGUGUUAUGUCACAAUAACUUUGCAUUGGUGUGCAGUACUCUUUGUGUACUGAAGCAGGUAAAUUACUCCCAGGGAAAUAUAUUGUUAAUAUAGAGAUGUUAUACACAAAUAAGUUAUGUACCCAGCAGCUUUUUAAAAAAUGCUAUCGGUUUAAUCUGCCAACAUGGUGCAAAACAAAAAUUGUUAAUUAACUAAUGUGCUCUAUUUCCCCAAUUAAUUAAUGAACACAGGAUUUAUUUCAUACACUGGAAACACAACAGGGGUUGUAGGAUCAGGAGAAGUUUACAAGGACCUGCGAGAGAAGUGGACGAAAGGGUGAGGCCUGCCAUGCAUCUCUCUUUAUAAACACAACAUUCAACUGGGUCAGAGGAAAUACUUUUAGACUGAACGAGGGACCAUAAGAAACUGAGACAUUGUAUAUAGGAAUUCUCAGAACUCACAACGUUGUACAGUAUAUGUUUGUCAUAUUGUGGUUGCUUUUCUCAUUGCAGUGGUCAAGAACAGGAAAACACUAUAACUGAAGGAGCCCCGGAGAGUAUGACCUUCAAGGAGCGCCAGCGGCUCUUUUCCCAAGGGAAGGAAGUGUCCAACAAAGUCAAGGCCUCGCGAAAACUCAUGGAGCUGGAAAAUGAACUCAAUACAAAGUAG
Messenger RNA from Coregonus sp. 'balchen', 53043 nucleotides. The record is from the annotation of a GenBank genome assembly. NCBI's taxonomy places the organism in Eukaryota, Metazoa, Chordata, Actinopteri, Salmoniformes, Salmonidae.